AUGACACAUGUGAUUUGCUGGAGGAAGGGAGGCACUGUGGGUUUAGAGAGGGGGGAGGGAGGACGGGAGAGGAUGGGGGAGAGAGCGAGAGUAGCUGCAGCGUCUGCUGAGGGUGGUGUGAUACGGUGGCCAGCCAGGCACAAACUAGGCCAAAUGCGCUUCUCCUUUACCCCCUUGCUGUCCUCGCUGAGCGUAAUCUCCCAGCGGUGGGGGGUAAUCACAGGUUUGCAGAAGGCAAUGUGAAAUCUGCCCAGAGGCCCAGACACCACAGACACACACUACGAGAGGCUAGUGUGCCCUGCUUCCUUAUUAGUGUUGCUGCUUUUCCUCCUGGUGUGUUGAAGUGGGCCUGUGUAUUGAUGCUGAACCCUAACCACUUUUAAAGCACCCUCCACGCUUGCCUUUUUCUUAACCAAUGAGAUCCUCCAUAUGUCGUUAGCCUAGAAACCAGCCAGUGCACUCACAUGGAGUGUGUGGAUGUGCGCAGCAUGCGUAGAAUGGGCUUAAAGUGGCUGUGGAUCUGCAGAGGUGACACUGUUGGGAGGAAGUGACUGGGUGGUCACAGGCAGUGAGAGUAAGAGAGAGAGAGAGAGCGAGAGGUGACUUUAAAUAGAAAAGGCAGAGCAGGGGGUUACUUCUGUGCUAACAGGCCGUAAUCUCAUGGCAGCAGAGGCUUAUUGCUGGGUACACUCUGCAGAUGGGGUGUUCCUCCCCCUUGACUUAAGCCUCAGAGGUCAGCCAACACCUUCCAUUCACAACGCCUAAGCUACCGGUAGGCUACAUGUACAGUAACCAAGGACACAGUAGGCCUAGCUACAUACUUUUUUUUUUUUUUACAUUAGUUUAUUUAUUGAGUAAAUAUUUUCUCAACUCUUAUUUUACUUAUUUAUUUACUAUUUUUAGUCAUUUAGCAGACGCUCUUAUCCAGAGCGACUUACAGGAGCAAUUAGGGUUAAGUGCCUUGCUCAAGGGCACAUCGACAGAUUUUUCACCUAGUCGGCUCUGGGAUUAGAACCAGCGACCUUUCGGUUACUGGCACAACGCUCUUACCCACUAAGCUACCUGCCGCCCUACAUUGUUAGUUAAGGGCUUGUAAGUAAGCAUUUCACGGUACGGUCUACCUGUUGUAUUCGGCACAUGUGACAAAUAAAAUUGAAUUUGAUAAGGAAAGAAACAGUACAUAUAUGGAAAAUUAACUAAAUGGACUCUACACUGUAAAACCGGAUAAGUUCUGGCUACUCAAACAUUUUGAGGAAACCAAUUACCCAAAAAAUUUUUUUUUAAGAAACUUAAAUAGCUUAAGUGAGCAGUACUACCUUCAUAUGAGUAAUACAAAUGCUAUUUUUUUGUAAGAUAUACUUACAUUUAAUGCCCCCACUAAGCCAUGCCUCCAAUCAUUUCCCAGUAUGCCUUUUCGAUUGAAUUGUAGAGUUACCACCCGUGACUGUAUUUUUUAGUGACAGAGACAUGGUUGUUAAAUUUCUUCAUUUUCAGUCCUGUGGCCUUCAGCAAGUGAGUUCCUAGGCGAAUUUUAUUAAUAUAAUUGAACCAUUACAUAUAUUAUAAGGCCUUAUACAGUGGCCUGAAACUCAUAGUUUAUAGGCCACGUCAGGCGUGUAAGUAGGGUUGCAAAAUUCCACUAACUUUACCCAAAACAAUUCUAGUAAUUUUCCAACCAGGAUUUCUGAAAAACCUGGAAAAUUUGCCAGAAUUUUGAAACCCUAACUGUAAAUCACAUUAUGCUGGCUUGCAAAGUGAUGUGUAAUUCCUGUCCAAUAGCUGAAAUUUGUAUUCACCCGCAACCUGCAUUGAUAAUGACUGCCAGGGUUAAGAACAGUGGGAGCAAACUACCUAAGCCAUUUAAACUGGAACAACCAUUUCAGUAACGGGUGCAAAAAUUCAAUGAUUGGAUUAGUUUAGAAAAAUAUAUAUUUGUGUAGCAUAACAGUUAUUCAAUCAAUCACUCCAUGUACAUGCAAAAACACAGCUAUUAAAAACAAUUUUUAAAAAUCUACCUUCAGUAGAGCAUGCUGGGAAAAAAGUUAAUUUGUUAUCUUUAAAAAAAAAAUGUUGGUGUGACUUUUCAUUUAGUUUUGAGUCAGUACCACAUACACAUUUUAAGUAAUAAUGACUUUUCAUUGACUUUGAGUACAACGUACUAGAAGUAUUUGAGUUCAAAAUGCCUUACAGUGUAACUGCUGCAUUGCGGUGGGAAUUAAAUAAAGGAAACUAACGUAUAUCUUGCUGUCUGCGUACCCCUCCAGCCACAGAGAUCUUGAGCUCACUGUGUCCCUAAUGACACAAAUAAGGCUGUGUAAGGCGACUUCUGUGAUUGGUCCAUCUGAUCAAGGUCAUUAUUGUUGAGGAUGAUGAUGUGGUGGAAUUGUGGGAUGCAGCGUUUGCCUGAGCAGCUCUUCAGCUGGCCUGUGCCCAGUACAGUAGUACUCUUCCUGGGCUAAAUAUAGCUGGCUCUGACCUGUGUGUGAGUGAUCCUCCAGUAGCUUAGUGUAAGGCUGGGUUACUAUAGGACAAAGUGCAGAGAAUUCCUAUUGGAUGAGAGGAUAGGCUAACCCUCUAACCCUGAUACAGAUACACUCUGGUGAUAGGCUAAUGACUAUGAUGGGCUGCCAUCAUUAGGGGAAGGGUCUACAACUGUUAGCCCCCUUGUUUACAUCCAAGCUUUCUUACUCUCCAACUUGGGGCUUGACUUCCUCAAAGGUUGAUUGGGUAUUUUACUUUUGUAUCCCACCUGGACAACGCUUAGCCUGGCCUAGUGUCAGCUGAUAUGGAAAGGUUCAGUCAACAGUUGGAUGAAAAACUUUCUCUAAUACACUAUUAGGCCUAUAAAGUCUCUCCCAAGAUUUUGUGAACGCUUUACGUUGCAUAGGCAUUGUUACAGAGUAGCUACAAUGUGAUGACUAAUGUGGUGACUUUACAUGACAUUGUAACAAGGACGUAAGUAGACAUGUAGUUACAUCAUCAAUCCAUAUCCGUGUGAUUAAUUCUGGCCCAGCCUGUUUGUCUCUGGUGUUUCAUGUUCAGUAUAUUAGUGAAAUCAAUGGCCGUUAUAACAACUGUUAAACAAGCACUUUGAACAGCAGGUUGACUGGUGUUUGUGUUGAGGUGGGUAGACUUCCCCAGACCAGAACUUUUAAUGGCUCUACCUUGAAAUCAAUAGCCUCAACAGUGUCAGCUAGUUUGGUGUCAUUAGAAUGAAUAAUACAUUGACACACAGACAAUGAAGCACAAUGUGAUCCCCUAAGAUGGACCAGUAUGCCAGUGUUGUUCAAGCAUGUACCCAUUCUUCAGGCUAGCAUGUUCGAUUCAACUAGCCUAAGACUAGUAAUUUAAAUUUAUUGGAAUGAAAAAAAUUACUUUCUAAAAAAUAAAUAAUGGAAAAGUGGUGCGUGCAUAUGUAUUCACCCCCUUUGCUAUGAAGCCCCUAAAUAAGAUCUGGUGCAACCAAUUACCUUCAGAAGUCACAUAAUUAGUUAAAUAAAGUCCACCUGUGUGCAAUCUAAAUGUCACAUGAUCUGUCACAUGAUCUCAGUAUAUGUACACCUGUUCUGAAAUGCCCCAGAGUCUGCAACACCACUAAGCAAGGGCCACCACCAAGCAAGCGGUACCAUGAAGACCAAGGAGCUCUCCAAACAGGUCAGGGACAAAGUUGUGGAGAUGUACAGAUCAGGGUUGGGUUAUACAAAAAUAUCAAAAACUUUGAACAUCCCACGGAGCACCAUUAAAUCAAUUAUAAAAAAAUGGAAAGAAUAUGGCACCACAACAAACCUGCCAAGAGAGGGCCGCCCACCAAAACUCACGGACCAGGCAAGGAGGGCAUUAAUCAGAGAGGCAAAAAAGAGACCAAAGAUAACCCUGAAGGAGCUGCAAAGCUCCACAGCGAAGAUUGGAGUAUCUGAAUAGUUGUUGUAAGGCAACAAAAUAGAAAAAAAUAUUUUACUGCUCUAGGGAUAUCAUUAUUGUUUGGAUAACCUUAUUUACUAUUAUGUAUUGAUUUUUACCUUAAAAUGUUUCACUCUAUGUGCGAUGCGCACUGCAGAGAACACUCAAAGAAGAAUUGUCACUGAAUUAUUGUAAUGUUUGUUUUUGUGUCAAUUAAUCCCAUAAGGGAUGGGUUGCCAAUUGGCGAUUUGACACGAAAAUGAAAUGUAAUUCAUUCAUUAAUUCAGUGUAGCCUACAGUUACCACCCACGCACACACACUGACUUAUAUUCAUAUCCCCCAGGCUACUACAGAGCAUCUACUCCGCCACACACGUUUACAGUAACACACACAAUCGCAAGCAUUCACAUACACAACAUGCACAGUCUCUCUCUCUGUUGCCUGGUAGCAGCAGGCUUCCCCUCUCCCACAGCGAUGGUGUGGCCAGGCAGGCUCAUCAGGGACUGUUGUAACCCAGAAAUCACACCAGCACGGAUUAACUCAGUCUGUGUCCCAAAUGACACCCUAUUCCCUAUAUAGUUCACUACAUUUGAACAGAGCCCUAUAGGUCCUGAUCAAAAGUAGUGGGAAAUUAAAGGGACUAGGAUGCCAUUUGGAAGCAGGAAAGGUCUCCCUGCCAGGGUCUGUAUAGCCGUGUCACUGGGUUAUGUAGCAAAGGGGCUAUUUAUACAGUGCAUUCGGAAAGUAUUUAGACCCCGUGGUCCUCUGUAGCUCAGCUGGUAGAGCACGGCGCUUGUAACGCCAAGGUAGUGGGUUCGAUCCCCGGGACCAACCAUACACAAAAAUGUAUGCAUGCAUGACUGUAAGUUGCUUUGGAUAAAAGCGUCUGCUAAAUGGCAUAUUAUUAUUAUUUAUUUAUUAUUUACCCCUUAACUUUUUCCACAUUUUGUUACGUUACAGCCUUAUUCUAAAAUUGAUUAAAUAGUUUUUUCCCCCCUUAUCAAUGUAUACACAAUAACCCAUUAUGAGAAAGCAAAAACAGGUUUUUCGAAAAUGUUUGCUAAUGUAUUAAACAUUUAAAACUGAAAUAUACAUUUACAUAAGUAUUCAGACACUUUACUCAGUACUUUGUUGAAACACCUUUGGCAGCGAUCACAGCCUCAAGUCUUCUUGGGUAUGACACUACAAGCUUGGCACACCUGUAUUAGUGGAGUUUCUCUCAUUCUUCUCUGCAGAUCCUCUCAAGCUCUGACAGGUUGGAUGGGGAGCGUCAUUGCACAGCUAUUUUGAGGUCUCUCCAGAGAUGUUCGAUCGGGUUCAAGUCUGGGUGGGCCACUCAAGGACAUUCAGAGACUUUUCCUGAGCAUGCUGGAGCACGUUUUCAUCAAGGAUCUCUCUGUACUUUGCUCCGUUUAUCUUUCCCUCGAUCCUAACUAGUCUCCCAGUCCCUGCCGCUGAAUAACAUCCCCACAGCAUGAUGCUGCCACCACCAUGCUUCACCGUAGGGAUGGUGCCAGGUUUCAUCCAGACGUGAUGCUUGGCAUUCAGGUUCAAAGAGUUAAAUCUUGGUUUCAUCAGACCAGAGAAUCUUGUUUCUUAUGGUCUGAGAGUUCUUUAGGUGCCUUUUGGCAAACUCCAAGCGGGCUGUCAUGUGCCUUUUACUGAGGAGUGGCUUCCGUCUGGCCACUCUACCAUAAAGGCCUGAUUGGUGGAGUGCUGCAGAGAUGGUUGUCCUUCUGGAAGGCUCUCCCAUCUCCACAGAGGAACUCUGGAGCUCUGUCAGAGUGACCAUCGGGUUCUUGGUUACCUCCCUGACCGAGGCCUUUCUCCCCUGAUUGCUCAGUUUGGCCGAGUGGCCAGCUCUAGGAAGAGUCUUGGUGGUUCCAAACUUCUUCCAUUUAAGAAUGAUGGAGGCCACUGUGUUCUCGGGGACCUUCAAUCAGGCAGAAAUUGUUUGGUAACUUUCCCCAGAUCUGUGCCUCGACACAAUCCUGUCUCGGAGCUCUACGGACAAUUCCUUCGACCUCAUGGCUUGGUUUUUGCACUGACAUGCACUGUCAACUGUGGUACCUUCCAAAUCAUGUCCAAUCAAUUGAAUUUACCACAGGUGGACUCCAAUCAAGUUGUAGAAACAUCUCAAGGAUGCACCUGAGCUCAAUUUCGAGUCUCAUACAGUGAUGGAAAAAAAUAUUUCAUCCCCUGCUGAUUUUGUACGUUUGCCCACUGACAAAGAAAUGAUCAGUCUAUAAUUUUAAUGGUAGGUUUAUUUGUACAGUGAGAGACAGAAUAACAAAAAAAAUCAAGAAAAACACAUUUUUAAAAUGUUAUAAAUUGAUUUGCAUUUUAAUGAGGGAAAUAAGUAUUUGACCCACUCUCAAUCAGAAAAUGUUCUGGCUCCCAGGUGUCUUUUAUACAAGUAACGAGCUGAGAUUAGGAGCACACUCUUAAAGGGAGUGCUCCUAAUCUCAGCUUGUUACCUGUAUAAAAGACACCUGUCCACAGAAGCAAUCAAUCAAUCAGAUUCCAAACUUUCCACCAUGGCCAAGACCAAAGAGCUCUCCAGGGAUGUCAGGGACAAGAUUGUAGACCUACACAAGGCUGGAAUGGGCUACAAGACCAUCGCCAAGCAGCUUGUUGAAAAGGUGACAACAGUUGGUGCGAUUAUUCUCAAAUGGAAGAAACACAAAAGAACUGUCAAUUUCCCUCGGCCUGGGGCUCCAUGCAAGAUCUCACCUCGUGGAGUUGCAAUGAUCAUGAGAACGGUGAGGAAUCAGCCCAGAACUACACGGGAGGAUCUUGUCAAUGAUCUCAAGGCAGCUGGGACCAUAGUCACCAAGAAAACAAUUGGUAACACACUACGCCGUGAAGGACUGAAAUCCUGCAGCGCCCGCAAGGUCCCACUGCUCAAGAAAGCACAUAUACAGGCCCGUCUGAAGUUUGCCAAUGAACAUCUGAAUGAUUCAGAGGAGAACUGGGUGAAAGUGUUGUGGUCAGAUGAGACCAAAAUCAAGCUCUUUGGCAUCAACUCAAUUUGCUGUGUUUGGAGGAGGAGGAAUGCUGCCUAUGACCCCAAGAACACCAUCCCCACCGACAAACAUGGAGGUGGAAACAUUAUGCUUUGGGGGUGUUUUUCUGCUAAGGGGACAGGACAACAUCAAAGGGACGAUGGACGGGCCAUGUACCGUCAAAUCUUGGGUGAGAACCUCCUUCCCUCAGCCAGGGCAUUGAAAAUGGGUCGUGGAUAGGUAUUCCAGCAUGACAAUGACCCAAACCACACGGCCAAGGCAACAAAGGAGUGGCUCAAGAAGAAGCACAUUAAGGUCCUGGAGUGGCCUAGCCAGUCUCCAGACCUUAAUCCCAUAGAAAAUCUGUGGAGGGAGCUGACUGUUCGAGUUGCCAAACGUCAGGCUCGAAACCUUAAUGACUUGGAGAAGAUCUGCAAAGAGGAGUGGGACAAAAUCCCUCCUGAGAUGUGUACAAACCUGGUGACCAACUACAAGAAACGUCUGACCUCUGUGAUUGCCAACAAGGGGUUUUGCCACCAAGUACUAAGUCAUGUUUUGCAGAGGGGUCAAAUGCUUAUUUCCCUCAUUAAAAUGCAAAUCAAUUUAUAACAUUUUUGACAUGCGUUUUUCUGGAUUUUAUUGUUGUUAUUCUGUCUCUCACUGUUCAAAUAAACCUACCAUUAAAAUUAUAGACUGAUCAUGUCUUUGUCAGUGGGCAAAUGUACAAAAUCAGCAGGGGAUCAAAUACUUUUUUCCCUCACUGUAGCAAAGGGUUUGAAUACUUAUGUAGGUGUGAUAUUUCUGGGGAGGUUUUCCAACAUUUCUAAAAACCUGUUUUUGCUUUGUCAUUAUGGGGUAUUGUGUGUAGAAUUAAUUUAAUCCAUUUUAGAAUAAGGCUGUAACAAAAUGUGGGAGAAAAGUCAACGGUUCUGAAUACUUUCCGAAUGCGCUGUAUCACAGGAAGACUGAUAUUUUCCUCUAUAACAACUUAACCCCUGUGGGCCUCGACAGACACGCUCGAAAUGGAGCCGUGGCUAGGUCACAUUACACCACCAUCCCCUCUGUGUGACAAUAGAUUUACACAUCAUGUUUUAGGUCUGUUGACUUUUCUAUGCUCUCUUGGCAGGGUAGCCACAUGUAAAUCAUGUGCAUCAAUGGGCUCUGUGUAUGUGUGUGAUGGCCAGUGUAGCUCUGCUCUUUGAUCUUCCUGGCAGUACAAUUCACCCUCAUCAAGGAUGAGAAAAACCCAGAGAUGGAUAUCGGACAGAGGCUGCUGUCUGCCACCUCUGGGCGUCAACAUCUAGUCUAAUGGACAGCAACACCACUAGCUACUGAACUUCUAGACCUAGGCUUAUGUGAUAUAAUACACUGAAACGAGGAAGGUCAGGAUGGUAUAGCCAUAGAAAUAAGAAUGAAUGGAAUGGACUUGGAAGCUCUAACCCUGGCAAUUGUCUUGAAUGGAGACACCGUUUCUAUUCAUUCUUAUUUCUAUGGGUAUAGCAGUGUGGAAAUCAGUUCAUGUAAAGCAACCCCUUGUACCAUGUAUCACAUAUCAUUCUGAGCAUUAAUAGUAUUACCAUAAUGACUUGUUAUUGUAACCUUGCUGUAACCUUCCCAGAGAGAUGGUACUGAUAGGGAUGUACACUACAUGACUAAAAGUAUGUGGACACCUGCUCGUCGAACAUCUCAUUCCAAAAUCAUGGGCAUUAAUAUGGAGUUGGUCCCCCUUUUUGCUUCUAUCACAGCCUCUACUCUUCUGGGAUGUCUUUCCACUAGAUGUUGGAACAUUGCUGCGGGGACUUGCUUCCAUUCAGCCACAAGUGCAUUAGUGAGGUCGGGCACUGAUGUUGGGCUAUUAGGCCUGGCUCGCAGUCGGCGUUCCAAUUCAUCCCAAAGGUGUUUGAUGGGGUUGAGGUCAGGGCUCUGUGCAGACCAGUCAAGUUCUUCCACACUGAUUUCGGCAAACCAUUUCUGUAUGGACCUCGCUUUGUGCACGGGGACAUUGUAAUGCUGAAACAGGAAAGGGCCUUCCACAAACUGUAUGCUGUAGUGUUAAGAUUUCCCUUCACUGGAACUAAGGGGCCUAGCAUGAACCAUGAAAAACAGCCCCAGACCAUUAUUCCUCCUCUACCUAACUUUACAGUUGGCACUUUGCAUUGGGGCAGGUAGCAUUCUCCUGGCCUCCGCCGAACCCAGAUUCGUCCGUCGGACUGCCAGAUGGUGAAGCGUGAUUCAUCACUCCAGAGAACGCGUUUCCACUGUUCCAGUCCAAUGGUGGCGAGCUUUAUACCACUCCAGCCAACGCUUGGCAUUGCGCAUGGUGAUCUUAGGCUUGUGUGCGGCUGCUCGGUCAUGGAAACCCAUUUCAUGAAGCUCCCGAUGAACAGUUAUUGUGCUGACGUUGCUUCCAGAGGCAGUUUGGAACUCGGUAGUGAGUGUUGCAACCGAGGAAAGACAAUUUUCACGUGCUUCAGCACUCGGCGGUCACGUUCUGUGAGCUUGUGUGGCCUACCACUUCGCAGCUGAGCCGUUGUUGCUCCUAGACAUUUCCACUUCACAAUAACAGAACUUACAGUUGACCCGGGAAGCUCUAGCAGGGCAGAAAUUUGACAAACUGACUUGUUAGAAAGGUGGCAUCCUAUGAUUGUGCCACGUUGAAAGUCACUGAGCCCUUUAAGUAAGGCCAUUCUACUGCCAAUGUUUGUCUAUGGAGAUUGCAUGGCUAUAUGCUCGAUUUUAUACACCUGUCAGCAACGGGUGGGGCUGAAAUAGCCGAAUCCACAAAUUUGAAGGGGUGUCCACAUACUUGUGUGUGUGUAUACAGUGGGGGAAAAAAAGUAUUUAGUCAGCCACCAAUUGUGAAAGUUCUCCCACUUAAAAAGAUGAGAGAGGCCUGUAAUUUUCAUCAUAGGUACACGUCAACUAUGACAGAUAAAAUGAGGGGAAAAAAUCAAGAAAAUCACAUUGUAGGAUUUUUUAUGAAUUUAUUUGCAAAUUAUGGUGGAAAAUAAGUAUUUGGUCAAUAACAAAAGUUUCUCAAUACUUUGUUAUAUACACUUUGUUGGCAAUGACACAGGUCAAACGUUUUCUGUAAGUCUUCACAAGGUUUUCACACACUGUUGCUGGUAUUUUGGCCCAUUCCUCCAUGCAGAUCUCCUCUAGAGCAGUGAUGUUUUGGGGCUGACGCUGGGCAACACAGACUUUCAACUCCCUCCAAAGAUUUUCUAUGGGGUUGAGAUCUGGAGACUGGCUAGGCCACUCCAGGACCUUGAAAUGCUUCUUACGAAGCCACUCCUUCGUUGCCCGGACGGUGUGUUUGGGAUCAUUGUCAUGCUGAAAGACCCAGCCACGUUUCAUCUUCAAUGCCCUUGCUGAUGGAAGGAGGUUUUCACUCAAAAUCUCACGAUACAUGGCCCCAUUCAUUCUUUCCUUUACACGGAUCAGUCGUCCUUGUCCCUUUGCAGAAAACAGCCCCAAAGCAUGAUGUUUCCACCCCCAUGCUUCACAGUAGGUAUGGUGUUCUUUGGAUGCAACUCAGCAUUCUUUGUCCUCCAAACACGACAAGUUGAGUUUUUACCAAAAAGUUAUAUUUUGGUUUCAUCUGACCAUAUGACAUUCUCCCAAUCCUCUUCUGGAUCAUCCAAAUGCACUCUAGCAAACUUCAUAUGGCCCUGGACAUGUACUGGCUUAAGCAGGGGGACACGUCUGGCACUGCAGGAUUUGAGUCCCUGGCGGCGUAGUGUGUUACUGAUGGUAAGCUUUGUUACUUUGGUCCCAGCUCUCUGCAGGUCAUUCACUAGGUCCCCCCGUGUGGUUCUGGGAUUUUUGCUCACCGUUCUUGUGAUCAUUUUGACCCCACGGGGUGAGAUCUUGCGUGGAGCCCCAGAUCGAGGGAGAUUAUCAAUGGUCUUGUAUGUCUUCCAUUUCCUAAUAAUUGCUCCCACAGUUGAUUUCUUCAAACCAAGCUGCUUACCUAUUGCAGAUUCAGUCUUCCCAGCCUGGUGCAGGUCUACAAUUUUGUUUCUGGUGUCCUUUGACAGCUCUUUGGUCUUGGCCAUAGUGGAGUUUGGAGUGUGACUGUUUGAGGUUGUGAACAGGUGUCUUUUAUACUGAUAACAAGUUCAAACAGGUGCCAUUAAUACAGGUAACGAGUGGAGGACAGAGGAGCCUCUUAAAGAAGAAGUUACAGGUCUGUGAGAGCCAGAAAUCUUGCUUGUUUGUAGGUGACCAAAUACUUAUUUUCCACCAUAAUUUGCAAAUAAAUUCAUUAAAAAUCCUACAAUGUGAUUUUCUGGAUUUUUUCUCUCAAUUUGUCUCUCAACGUGUACCUAUUAUGAAAAUUACAGGCCUCUCUCAUCUUUUUAAGUGGGAGAACUUGCACAAUUGGUGGCUGACUAAAUACUUUUUCCCCCCACUGUAUACAGUGUAGUUAAAAACACUCAUACGUGUCAGUUUUGACAGAAGAGGAAGUGUGUCCUGUUCUCUUUUGGUAUAUGGGGGGUUUCACUCAGUGGCUGCUGUAACUGUCGUUGCUGCAGUCUAUUUCUUCUGCAUAGUGAACCAAGAACAACAAGGAAGUGAAUCUGAUUGGCGGGGCGGUGUUGUUAUGUGUUACUUGCACCACUAAGGACAGGAGAAACACAUUCAGCAUUUCAACCGUCCACCAACCUACCACACUGAAGAAUGUAUAUUAAACCACAUCAUGGGCUAGGCUUCAGGCCUGAUUGUAUAGUUUUGUACUGUAUUUGAAUUAGGGUUUUGUAAAUUAAUUUCUGACUUCUAGAACUGCACGGUACAAUACAUACUUUAUAUAGUGAAGAUAUACUGUGCUGUGGGAUCAAGCUAAAACCUUAUUCUGUAAGUCAUAACCCUGCAUCUAACCUCUCUUUCUCUGGCUCUGCCGCACCCUUUCAAUUCAUUUCACCCUCUUUUCCUCUCUCCCUCCUCUGUCUCUCCCCUUCUCUCUCCGCCCCCUCUCCCCCUCUCUUUCCCUCCCCCCUCUCCCCUCUCUCCCCUCUAUCUUCCCCUCUCUUUCUGUCACCCUCUCUUCCCUUCUCUAUCCCUCUCCCUCUCUCUCCCUCUCUCCCUACCCCUCUUCGUCCCCAUCGCUCUCCCUCCCCCCCCCCCCCCCCCCCCCCCCCCAUCUCCUCCUCUCCCACCCCAGAGCUGAGUUCCACCCUGAUGGAGAGGAUGCAGACCCAGGAGCUGCAGAGCAGUCUACAGCUGCCCGAGCUGGAUGAGUUAAGCCAGUUCUUCCGCUCCCUGCCCAUCUCCACGCUGGUGGGCAUCGGUGCCCUGACCGCCGUGCUGGCCUACUGGCUGGCCACCCGGCCACGUGCCAUCUCUCCUCCCUGCAACCUCCAACACCAGUCUGAGGAAGUGGCGGUAAGCCAACGAAUCACGAUAUAAUACUCCACCUGGAUCUGUAUUUGCAAAAAUUGUCUCAGAAAAGGAGUGCUGAUCUAGGAUCAGUUUUGUUUUUUUAGAUCAUAAUUACAGUUUUUCUCGAUUGCUAAGACACAUUUCUUGAAAGCUGCUCUCCUUUUCUCUUAACUGUUAACACAAAACCCAAUUUUCAAGCUACAUUCACAAAACCUCAGACUCUUCUUGCAAAACCAAACUUUCACCUCAAAACAGUUCAAUCUGUGCUCAAAACUGAACUAUGUUGUCAAAUCGUGCCCCGAGUCAAUCAAAAUAAAAAACACUACUGAACAGUCACUAAACACUACGUAGAAAAAUAGAAAACACAAUGCUCAGGACAUGAAGCUGGAGAAAUAAAUGUUUAUUGUUCACUGUAGGCUAAAUGCAUGUUGCAAAACAAUAAAAAACUGUGCAUUUAGCACUUGUACAAAAAGACAAAACAGAAAUCUUGUGCAUUUACAUGUAGCACUUGUAAAAACAAACAGAAAUCUUAUGCGUUUGCCACUUGUGUACAGUAAGCCCAUGUAAAAAUAAAGUACAAAAAUAUACAAAUAAGUGCAUUACUCAGCCACAGCAUCAUGUCUCCGUACUGGGUCAGGCCACAGGACUUCAUCCACAUCACAGGCCACAUUUUGUCUGGCCAGCCAACGGGGGAAAAACCCCCUGGCAUGCCGUAUCCAGGCUUGGCAUGCCUCCACACCUAUGUCACCACAGGCAAGUCCCAUGGCUUGCAGGAGAUUUACCCUGGUGUAAGGUUGGCGUUCAUAUACCUUCCACCGCCAUGAGGAGAAUAAUUCCUCAAUGGGGUUUAGGAAAGGGGAGUACGGUGGAAGGCAAAGAUUGAUAAAACCUUGGUUCAUAUUGUACCACUCUCUAACCUGGAGGGCUCUGUGAAAACUCACAUUGUCCCAAACAACAACAUAGAUGGGAUGCUCAUCCUGCUGCCCUAACAAAGCAUCUCACAUGUGAUUGAGGAAAAUGAGGAGCUGGUGAGUGUUGUAGGGCCCCAGGUUGGCAUGAUGGUGGACAACCCCAUGAUUGCUGAUGGCAGCACAUAAUGUGACAUUGCCACCACGCUGCCCAGGAACACCAACAAUGGCCCGAUGGCCAAUCACAUUACGGCCUCUCCUUCUCCUUUUGGUGAGAUUAAACCCAGCUUCAUCCAUGUAGAUGUAUUGAUGGGGUCUUUCCAUUGCAUCCAGUUGAAAAACCCUCUGUAGAAAUAGAUAUAGUUUUGUAAGUGAUACGGAAAAAGUGAUUUAGGCCACUACAGUAAAUCACUACUUAGAGUAAUCAACAUUGAAUGUGUCUGGAUAUAUGCCAACCUGUACAUACUGGAAUCUUUGCUCUUUGACUCUGUCUGAGUUGCGAUCAAAGGGCACUCUGUAUAGCUGUUUCAUGCGCAGUCUGUUGCGCUUGAGGACACGAUCAACAGUAGAGAGGCUGACACUGUUGAUACCCUCAAAAUUUAAAUGGUCCUCAAUGAUCUUCUGCUGAAUUUCGCUCAGUUUAAUGGCAUUGUUCUCACGGACCAUAUCAACAAUUAUGGUCUCUUGGUGUGGGGAGAACAUACCUGUCCUCCCACCCCCAUGUGGCAGUCUUUCAAUUCUACAAAAAGAGAACAUGGAGUUACAAAAAAUAUACAUGGAAUACUAGGCCUACAAACAGUUAGACCAACCCUCCAUUACAAUACUACAGUACAUUGGUACAGUGAUGUACUGAAACAUAUAUUUACUUAUAGUAUACUGUGGUACAGUAUAUAGUAUGUCAUACAGUAGUUGCUGUCAACAUUUACAUACUGUACUAUAAUGUCAAAAAAAGGUAAUUACCUGUUCUCUUCUCUAAAUCUUCGGAUUAUGGUGGACACAGUGAAUCUACUGAUGUUUGGUUGUACCCUUUGUCCAGCCUCCCUCAUGCUCAUACCAUGGACAAGAACAUGGUCAAUCACAGUAGCUCUGAUUUCAUCAGAUAUUACUGUUCUUUGUCUUCGCUGACCACCUCGACCACCUCGACCUCCUCUCACACGAACUCUUCCCAUUGUAGGGCCUCACAAACCAGUGCUCUCUGAACUGGCUUACUGUAUAUGUUCCCUCACAUCAUUAGCCACAAGUGUGAUCAAUUUUGAGUUGUUGUGUUCAAGUGGUGACACCUGUGCUCUAAUUGUGUUUGACUUUUGUCACCUGUGCUCACCAUUAUGCAGCACGGGUGCAUCGCAAUGAAAAUGUGUUGGCAAGUUAUGUCUAAACAGGUGAAAAGUGCUUAUGGUUUUGCCAAAAGAGUGAUUGAUUCAAUCAGUGGGUUCAGGCAACUGAGCAUUUGGUUCAGACAAUAGGGUUUAGUGUUUUAGCAAUUGAGAAAAACUGUAAUAAAUACAGGGUGUACCUGAUCCUAGAACAUUCUGAGAUGCUUUUGGGCUGAUUCAGACUUAGGAAUUUAUGCCUUUCCUACGCACUUCUCAGUAUUUGGUUUUCAGUCUUACCUUAUUCAGUCGUGUAACGCGCUCUGUAGGUGUGGCUACUGGAAACAGGAGACAAAGGGCUGUGAGACAUAGGUUUAAUCCUAGACACAUGAAAAGUGGGAUAUAUAAGGUGGGUACGGGGCAACAGAAGACGAACAGCAGAGGGGCUAAGGAUCUUGGAGAUGGGGAAAGGGCCGAUAAAACGGGGGGAAAGUUUGCAGGACUCCACCCGGAGGGGCAGAUCCCGAGUGGAAAGCCAUACCCUCUGCCCGAGACGAUAGCGGGGUCCGGUGGCAGUCCGCCUGUCGUCGAUAUCUGGAGGUGGUCUUAAGAAGAGCCGACCGGGCUCUCUUCCAGGGACGACGACAGCGGUGGACGAACAUCUGGGCCGAGGGUAUGCCGACCUCUUCCUCUUGCUCUGGGAAGAGCGGGGGCUAAUAUCCCAGGGAACACUCAAAAGGCGAGAGACCAGUGGCACAGCAGGGAAGGGUGUUGCGGGCGUACUCAACCCACACGAGUUGCUGGCUCCAGGUGGUGGGGUUAGCGGAGACAAGUAGCAAAGAGUUGUUUCCAGGUCAGCUGGGAAUACUGCCCCUCACGGACUUGCUUCUCAAUUCCCCAGCUGAGAGCCGCCGCCAGACACAAGGUGGAGAGGAUGGUCUCGGGGUCCGAUGGGGUAGCCGUGGGGCUAUAGCGGCAUGAGAGCGCAUCCAGCUUGAUAUUCUUGGAACCCGGGUGGUAGGAGAGGGAGAAGUUAAAUCGGGUGAAAAGCAGGGCCCACCUAGCUUGCCUGGAAUCGAGACGCUUGGCAGUGCGGAGAUAUUCCAGGUUCUUGUGGUCUGUCCACACAAUGAAUGGAUGUUCCGCCCCUUCCAACAAUGCCUCCACUCCUCCAAUGCCAUCUUCACUGCAAGAAGCUCAAGAUUCCCCACAUUGUAAUUCCUCUCCGUGGCGUUAAGACGAUGGGUGAAGAAGGUGCAGGGAUGCAGUUUGAGGUCCAGGGCAGAAUGCUGGGACAGGACAGCCCCUACUCCGACAUCCGAAGCGUCGGCCUCCACCACAAACUGACGGGAUGGGUCAGGAUGAACUAAUAUGGGAGCUGUGGUGAAGCGAUGUUUGAGGUCCUGGAACGCCUGGUCCGCCGCUGGGGACCACUUGAACGGAACCUUGGGAGAGGUGAGUGCAGACAGGGGAGAAGCCAGGGUGCUGUAACCCCGGAUGUCCAGCUCGGAUGCCAUGGUAGCGUCCAUAAAACUCUCAUCGGCCCCUGAGUCGAUGAGUACCUGGAGAGAUUUCGACUGGUUCCCCCACAGCAGGGUGGCAUGGAGAGGGGUGCGAGUACGGGGAGAGGGAAAGUUCUCUGUAUGGCCCACCAGAGUACUCGCCCCUACCGGUGAGCCUGGUCUUUUAGUGAACAGGAGGACACGAAAUGACCAGUAGUCCCGCAAUACAGACAGCUCUUAGUGUUAAGCCUGCAUAAACGUUCGGCUGGAGACAACCUAGCUCUGCAUAGUUGCAUCGGCUCGGGAAGAGGCGAAUCGACAGACUUAGGAAACUCUUGGGGAAACUCGGGUAGCCUCGGAUUCUCUCGGAGACUGAGACGUAGGGGACUUCCGGGAUGCCUCAGAGGGCGAGGUGGAAUCCUUGGGCGGGCGAGUGGAAUCGGACCUCCUCUCCUUCCUACGUUCCCGAAGCCACCCAUCGAUCCAGAUAGUCAAGGCGAUAAGUGAGUCGAGAUCCGUAGGUAGUUCCCGGGCUGCUAGCUCAUCCUUAACUUCCUCCGAUAACCCGUGCAGGAACGUGUCGAACAGCGAUUCCGGGUUCCAUGCACUCUCAGCCGCCAACGUGCGGAAAUCCACCGCAUAGACUGCCACACUGCGGGAUUCUUGCCGAAGCUGGAAUAGCUUCCGGGCAGCCUCUCUCCCGGACAAUGGAGAAUCUAAAACCUUCUUCACCACGUCCACGAACUCCUCCAGACUGAAGCACACGGCAGACUGUUGUUCCCACACUGCCGUAGCCCAGGCGAGAGCCCUCCCGGACAUCAGCGCUAUCUUCGAGCGGUCCGAGGGGAAGGAGGAGGGCUGCAGCUCAAAGAUGAGGGAACACUGAGCGAUAAACACCCGACAGGUUCCCGACUCUCCAGCAAAGCGUUCCGGUGGAGGUAAGCUGGGUUCUCAGGAAGCCGGGCUGGCCAGGAGAGACGCGCAGUUGACAGCCGGGUUACUGAGGGGCUGGGAGGUUACCGUCGUGGUAGGCUGCCUAACAGACAACCUGCAGAAUUGCUCCAGCAAUGUAUUCAACACGCAGUCAUGGCGUUCGGCCAAGGUCUGGAAACACUCCAUAAGACCACGCAGCAACUCCUAUUGCCUCCCAAUGGUGGCUUCUUGGGAGGAGACGGCAUUGCGGAGCUGGUCCGAAUCUAAAAAAAAGUUAGAUAUUUGCUGAGUGUUCUCAUAUCUUUUUUUUACUGUCUUUUUUGCCAUUUAUGAAUGUGUUAUUCAAUGCGUUUCUCUGGGCUAUAGUAGUAAAGGCUAAAUUCAAUAUUUUAUAAAAUAAUGUAUUUAUAUUCACUACCGUUCAAAAGUUUCGGGUCACUUAGAAAUGUCCUUGUUUUCCAGGAAAACAUACAUGAAAUGAGUUGAAUAGAAGGUUAGAAAUAAUUAUUUUCAAUUGAAAUAAUAAUUGUGUCCUUCAAACUUUGCAGCAAUUACAGCCUUGCAGACCUUUGGCAUUCUAGUUGUCAAUUUGUUGAGGUAAUCUGAAGAGAUUUCACCGGUGACUGUGCUGGCGACUCCAUUAAGACAGAAUACCAGCUAACUGCUUCUUCCCUAAAUAGUUCUUGCAUAGUUUGGAGCUGUGCUUUGGGUCAUUGUCCUGUUGUAGGAGGAAAUUGGCUCCAAUCAAGCGCCGUCCACAGGGUAUGGCAUGGUAUUCCAAAAUGGAGUGAUAGCCUUCCUUCUUCAAGAUCCCUUCUACCCUGUACAAAUCUCCCACUUUACCACCACCAAGCACCCCCAAACCAUCACAUUGCCUCCACCAUGCUUGACAGAUGGCAUCAAGCACUCCUCCAGCAUCUUUUCAUUUGGUCUGCGUCUCACAAAUGUUAUUCUUUGUGAUCCGAACAUCUCAAACUUCGAUUUGUCUCUCCAUAACACUUUUUUCCAAUCUUCCUCUGUCCAGUGUCUGUGUUCUUUUGCCCAUCUUAAUCUUUUAUUUUUAUUGGCCAGUCUGAGAUAUGGCUUUUUCUUUGCAACUCUCCCUAGAAGGUCAGCAUCCUGGAGUCGCCUCUUCACUGUUGACGUUGAGACUGGUGUUUUGCAUGUACUAUUUAAUGAAGCUGCCAGUUGAGGACCUGUGAGGCGUCUGUUUCUCAAACUAGACACUCUAAUGUAUUUGUCCUCUUGCUCAGUUGUGCACCGGGGCCUCCCGCUCCUCUUUCUAUUCUGGUUAGAGCCAGUUUGCGCUGUUCUGUGAAGGGAGUAGUACACAGCGUUGUACGAGAUCUUCAGUUUCUUGGCAAUUUCUCGCAUGGAAUAGCCAUUUCUCAGAACAAGAAUAGACUGACGAGUUUCAGAAGAAAGUUAUUUGUUUCUGGCCAUUUUGAGCCUUUAAUCGAACCCACAAUUGCUGAUGCUCCAGAUACUCAACUAGUCUCAAGAAGGCCAGUUUUAUUGCUUCUUUAAUCAGCACAACAGUUUUCAGCUGUGCUAACAUAAUUGCAAAAAGCUUUUCUAAUGAUCAAUUAGCCUUUUAAAAUGAUAAACUUGGAUUAGCAAACACAACGUGCCAUUGGAACACAGGACUGAUGGUUGCUGAUAAUGGGCCUCUGUACACCUAUAUAGAUAUUCCGUAAAAAAUCUGCAGUUUCCAGCUACAAUAGCCAUUUACAUUAACAAUGUCUACACUGUAUUUCUGAUCAAUUUGGUGUUAUUUUAAUGGACAAAACAAUUGCUUUUCUUUCAAAAACAAGGACAUUUCUAAGUGACCCCAAACUUUUGAAUGGUAGUGUAUAUAUUUCUAUACCUAAAAGGGUCCUACAAUUCUAAAUCAAAUAGCUAAAUGAUCCAUAGUAUGACCAUCUUAAAACAAUCCCCCUGUAGCUCAGUUGGUAGAGCAUGGCGCUUGCAACGCUAGGGUUGUGGGUUCGUUUCCCAUGGGGGGCCAGUAUGAAAAUGUAUGCACUCACUAACUGUAAUUCGCUCUGGAUAAGAGCGUCUGCUAAAUGACUAAAAUGUAAAUGUCAUCUUAGAACCCCAACGGCUUGGACUUUUAAGAAUUAACAAGCCUCGUUCACUUAACUUUAUGGCCAGCAACUGUUUCAGUCUAAAAUGAAUUUAUUAACAAUCAUAGACUGACUUAGGUGUCAGAAACCACUCUGGCUUCAAUCAGAAUAAGGCAUAAAGACGGAUAUUCGGCAUGUAAACCAAUUUCUCUUUCUGCCCUGAGGCUUCAGUACCCGUUGAAGCAUGUAUAAUAGCUGGCAAUUUGCAUAAUAUCAAUGAUAAUAAUGGCUCCCAUAGCUUAGAGAAUAAAGGGUAACAAUUUGGAUUUCGAAUAUAUAUUUGGACUACAUUCAGAAAUAGCCAUGUUGUUAUUUUGGUGUGUGUGUGUGUGUGUGUGUGUGUCUAUGUGUGUGUCCUAGCCUCACUGUCUGUGUCUAUCUCCUCAUGUCUGUCUGUCUCUAGCAUGAAGAUGGGGUUCGCAGGUCCAUGCUGGGGGACAGCCCCAAUAACCUGCUGACACACUAUCACGAGGAUGCCAAAACCAUGUAUGAGGUGUUCCAGAGAGGUCUCCACAUAGCCGGUGUGUAUACACACACACACACACACACACACACACACACACACACACACACACACACACACACACACACACACACACACACACACACUGGCACUGUGGUCUGAAAAAGUGCUGGUUCACUGUCUGUUUGGUCUAUUUGUUUGGUCUGUCUGGUGAGGGAAAAAGUGCUAUCUAGAUUACAAUGGCAACUGAGAACAUUGGAAGUAGCAUCUGAGGUGAGGCCUAAAGUCAGACUGUAGACAGACUAGACUGUAUAUACAUGUAGAAAGUAUCUCUCUAUAUAUGGCUCUAAAUAGACUGAAUGACUGACUGACUGACUGACUGAAUGACUGACUGACUGACUCCAACAUAAUGCUGAGGACCAACUGUAGUUAGUAGCCAGUAAAGAGAUUGCUAAAGAGGAAUAGAUAGAGGAAUAGAGAUUAUGCAUGGUCAUAAUGAGUGUCAGUCAUGUGAUCCUUUGGGGGUUUCUGUGUUUUUGUAAAUUCACUGACUCGUCCAGUUGUUGUAUUGUCUGCAGGUGAUGGACCUUGCUUAGGCUCCCGGCUACCCAACAAGCCUUACAAGUGGCUGUCCUAUAAAGAGGUAAGCACAGAGUAGAACUACCUCUGUGCAGAACACUGAAGCACAAGAGCAGGUCUCUGCUUUACUCCACAGGCUCUGUGUGGUCUAUUCUUUCAUAGGGCCAGUGCAAUCUAUAGCUCUGUGUGUAACUCAGUCCUUGUGGUUUGUAUUACGCUUGGUCAUGCCAUGUGGUUGAUCAACAGAUGUACAGGCUCAGUUUACAGUCUCCCCUACGUAUGCUGCUUCUCAAAAAUCUGUAGCAACACAGAGUAUUAUUUCAAGUUGAUUUACACUAAAGCUUUCUGUACCACUGCACUGAACUACUGGACUUUUUAACACACACAUUUAUUCAUGGGUUAUGGCUUCCAAACAUGAUCAAAAUGGGAGGGAUUUAUCUUCUGCAUUCUGUUAAUGGUAUUUUCUCUUCAAUGUUACUGAGAGGGAUUUAUUUAGGAAGCUUAUAAACACCUAAGCGUUGGAAUGGUGCAGCAGGAAGGAUUCUGUAUUUACAAAAACACUCCGCUCCAUUAUUUCAUCUAUGACAUCAUGACAGUUGAGGAGAGCAUAGCGCAUACGAGCUUGUUUGUUAAUUUUUAAUACUGACAUAUUUCUUGUUUCACAAUACGCUCAGCUGCUGUCCCAUUCAUGUCCACUUCCAGGUCACAACCCGGGCGGAGUACUUGGGGUCGGGGCUUCUGAGCCAGGGCUGCACACCAAGCCAAGAUCAGUUCAUCGGAGUGUUUGCACAGAACAGGCCAGAGGUGAGGUCAUCGUCACAGCGAGACACUAUGUGUGUCUCAAAAUGCACCCUAUACCCUACAUAAUGCACUACUUUUGACCAGACCCCUAUCAAAAGUAGUGCACUAUAUAGGGAAUAUGGUGCCAUUUGGGACAAGACACUGAUUCACAAAUGUUUUGACAUGAUAUAAAGGUUAACAGCUCCAACUACCUUUUGUGGAGGCUUUUUUUUAUUUAUUGCUCAUUAUGUCAACGGUGCCCUGGCCUCCUUUUGACCUGUCUGUCUCUAAUUGCAGUGGAUCAUUUCGGAGCUGGCCUGCUACACCUACUCUAUGGUGGUGGUGCCUCUGUAUGACACACUAGGGCCUGAUGCCAUACGGUACAUCAUCAACACUGGUAAGACUAGCAGAUUUCAGAUUUGUACGUCCAAAAUGGCACCCUAAUCACCUCUAUGGGCCUUGGUCAAAUGUAGUGCACGACACAGGUAAUAGAGACCCAUUUGGGACAGAGCCUUACUGUAAGUGUACUGCUGGCAUUAGCGGUGUGAUUAGCGGUGCCAAUCCAGAAUAAAAAGCUAUAUUACAACCUAUGAGUUGUGAUAAUUGCAUUGUUUGCUCUAUAACCUGUUAGUUUAUAUGUGUCAUGUUCGUUGAAUGACGGGUCAGACCAAGGCGCAGCGUGAUAUGCGUACAUGUUUAUUAAACUUUAAACACACGACAAAACAACAAAGGAAACGAAACGUGAAGUCCAAGGUAGAACACACAACAUACCUUACAAGGAACAAGAUCCCACAACUAGACAGUGCCAAUAGGCUGCUUAAGUAUGGUCCCCAAUCAGAGACAACGAGCGACAGCUGCCUCUGAUUGGGAACCACACCGGCCAACAUAGAUCCACACAUACUAGAUCGACAACAUAGAAAAAGCACAACAAGGAAUAUACACACCCUGACUCAACAUAUAAGCGUCCCCUGAGUCAGGGCGUGACAGUACCCCCCCCCCCCCCCCCAAAGGUGCGGACUCCGACCGCACAACAUAAACAUAACAGGGUAGGGGUCGGGUGGGCAUUCCGCCUCGGAGGCGUAUCCGGCUCGGGGCGUGACGACCUCUCACUCUCCGCCUCCCUGUUGCGCCCCUGGUCUGGUCUGGACCUCGGCGCGCUGCUUCCCCUCUCCUUCUUCCCACGAUACGCCAGGCCCUGUCUGGACCCUGGUGUGGGAGACCCCGAACCUGGAGAGGGGCUGACGUCAUGAUCUGGACUGGAGCUGCUGACCGGAGCUGGACUGGGCACCGGUGCCUGAUCCAGCUUCGGUCAGCGGCUCCACUCCGGAGCCAGAGCAGUCCGCUCCACCGGUGCCUAGUCCAGCUGGAACGGACUGCUCUGGCUACGGAGUGGAGCCGCUGACCGGAGCUGGACUAGACCCCGCUGGAGCGGACUGCUCUGGCUCCGGAGUGGCGCAGCUGACCGGAGCUGGAUCAGGCACCGGUGGAGCGGACUGCUCUGGCUCCGGAGUGGAACAACUGACCGGCACUGGAUCAGGCACCGGUGGAGCGGACUGCUCUGGCACCGGAGUGGAGCAGCUGACCGGUGCCGGACCAGGCACCGGUGGAACGGGCACGGGCCGUGCCGGACUGGACAAACGCACCACUGGUCUGGUGCGAGGAGCAGGCACGGGCCGGACCGGACUAGGAACACGCACCACUGGCUUGGUGCGAGGGACAGUAACGGGCCGGGCCGGACUGGCGACGCGCACCACUGGCUUGGUGCGAGGAGCAGGAACAGGCCGGGCCGGGCUGGCGAUGCGCACCACUGGCUUGGUGCGAGGAGCAGGAACAGGCCGGGCCGGGCUGGCGACACGCACCACUGGCUUGGUGCGAGGAGCAGGAACAGGCCGGGCUGGCGACGCGCACCACUGGCUUGGUGCGAGGAACAGGAACAGGCCGGGCUCGUGACGCGCACCUCUUGCUUGGUGCGAGGAGCAGGAACAGGCCGGGCCGGGCUGGCGACGCGCACCACUGGCUUUGUGCGAGGAGCAGGAACAGGCCGGCCCGGACUUUGGAGGCGGACUGGAGGUCUGGAGCAGAGAGCUGGCACAACCCGUCCUGGCUGAAUGCCUACUUCCGCACAGUAUGUGUGAGGCAUCAGCACAGGACGCACUGGGCUGUGCACGCGCACUGGCGAUACAGUUCGUAGAACUGGCGCAGGAUAUGCGGGACCGAGGAGGCGUACUGGAGACCAGGAGCGUUGAGCCGGCACACCCCGUCCUGGCUGGAUGCCCAUCUUCGCACGGCACGUGCGUGGUGCAAGCACAGGACGUACAGGACUGUGUCAGCGCACUGGCGACACAGUACGUAGCUCCGCAUAACACGGAGCCUGCCCAGUCAUACGCUUCAUCGCGUGAGUACGGGGAGUUGGCUCUGCUCUGACACUAGGCUCCGCCAACCACCCCGUGUGCCGCCCCAAAAAAUGUUCUUGGGGCUGCUUCUCGGGCUUCCUCCUCGACCGGCCUCCUCCGUGUUGCCGUUGCACCUCUCCUGCCUGGGCAUCUACCUUAGCCCAUGGUCCUCUCCCCGCAAAUAUCUCUUCCCAUGACCACAAUUUGCCCACCUGUGACAUGGCUAUUCGCUUCGCCUGGGCACGCUGCUUGGUCCUCGUUUGGUGGGAUCUUCUGUCACGUUCGUUGAAUGACGGGUCAGACCAAGGCGCAGCGUGAUAUGCGUACAUGUUUAUUAAACUUUAACACACGACAAAACAAUAAAGGAAACGAAACGUGAAGUCCAAGGUAGAACACACAACAUACCUUACAAGGAACAAGAUCCCACAACUAGACAGUGCCAAUAGGCUGCUUAAGUAUGGUCCCCAAUCAGAGACAACGAGCGACAGCUGCCUCUGAUUGGGAACAACACCGGCCAACAUAGAUCCACACAUACUAGAUCGACAACAUAGAAAAAGCACAACAAGGAAUAUACACACCCUGACUCAACAUAUAAGCGUCCCCUGAGUCAGGGCGUGACAAUAUGCCUUGCCAUCGUGAUAUAUAGACCUAAGGCGGAGACAAUAAGAAGACACAGUGGCAGAAUAAAUUCAACCAAACCUUUGUUUCAUCACAAAACCGGAGAUCUGUCCGGUGAAGUCCACAAAACAUAUUGCAUGUAACAAACAGUUACAUAUGACCUACAGCAUGGUCAAGCAAGGUAAUGUUUCCGAAAUGUUCGGACUACUAAACAACUAUUGAUUUAGAACAAUGGAGAGUUACCGCAAGUCUUAAAGAAAACAGGAGCUGCCUCCACUAUUCCAGCACCAUUUCAACUUCAACAUUUCAACAUUAUCUAAUCAGCUCUGCUUAGUCUAAAACAGUGACAACUAAAAGAUAUCAAAAACGAUUUAGUCCAAUCAACGUAACCUAAAUAUGAUGUGGCUGUCCAUGGUUCUGAUUUCUGUGUGUGUGUGUGUGUGUGUGUGUGUGUGUGUGUGUGUGUGUGUGUGUGUGUGUGUGUGUGAGUGUGUGUGUGUGCAAACAGAAAAAACAGCCAAUGCUAUCCUCCUCUUUCAUGUUGCCUAAAUGGUCUAUGACUCUGUCAUACAGCACAUGCUUUUAGUUUUUGUUGUCCUAGGCUACCAUGAAUACACACCACUGGCUGCGGGAGCUUGUUGUGGGCUGGUGUAAUUCUAUAACUAGGCGGGGGUUACGCCAUACAGGUGUAUGCCAACCCACCGAAACCUAUUGUGUCGGCACAUGCCCUACUUUGCCCCUUCUACAAUUUAUGCCUUGUUAAAAGUUAAUUUGUGGAAUUUCUUUCCUUCUUAAUGCGUUUGAGCCAAUCAGUUGUGUUGUGACAAGGUAGGGGUGGUAUACAGAAGACAGCCCUAUUUGGUAAAAGACCAAGUCCAUAUUAUGGCAAGAACAGCUCAAAUAAGCAAAGAGAAGCGACAGUCCAUCAUUACUUUAAGACAUGAAGGUCAGUCAAUACGGAACAUUUCAAGAACUUAGAACGUUUAUUCAAGUGCAGCCACAAAAACGAUCAAGCGCUAUGAUGAAACUGGCUCUCAUGAGGACUGCCACAGGAAAGGAAGACCCAGAGUUACCUCUGCUGCAGAGGAUAAGUUCCUUAGAGUUACCAGCCUCAGAAAUUACAGCCCAAAUAAAUACUUCACAGAGUUCAAGUAACAGACACAUCUCAACAUCAAUUGUUCAGAGGAGACGGUGUGAAUCAGGCCUUCAUGGUCGAAUUGCUGCAAAGAAACCACUACUAUAGGACACCAGUAAGAAGAAGAGACUUGCUUGGGCCAAGAAACAUGAGUAAUGGACAUUAGACCGGUGGUAAUCUGUCCUUUGGUCUGAUGAGUCCAAAUUUGAGAUAUUUGGUUCCAACCGCCGUGUCUUGUGAGACGCAGAGUAGGUGAACGGAUGAUCUCCGCAUGUGUGGUUCCCACCGUGAAGCAUGGAGGAGGAGGUGUGGUGGUGUGGGGGUGCUUUGCUGGUGACACUGUCUGUGAUUUAUUUAGAAUUCAAGGCACACUUAAGCAGCAUGGCUACCACAGCAUUCUGCAGCGAUACGCCAUCCCAUCUGGUUUGGGCUUAGUGGGACUAUCAUUUGUUUUUCAACAGGACAAUGACCCAACACACCUCCAGGCUGUGUAAGGGCUAUUUGACCAAGAAGGAGAGUGAUGGAGUGCUGCCAGAUGACCUGGCCUCCACAAUCAGCUGACCUCAACCCAAUUGAGAUGGUUUGGGAUGAGUUGGACCGCAGAGUGAAGGAAAAGCAGCCAACAAGUGCUCAGCAUAUGUGUGAACUCCUUCAAGCCUGUUGGAAAAGCAUUCCAGGUGAAGCUGGUUGAGAGAAUACCAAGAGUGUGCAAAUAUAAAAUAUAAUUUGAUUUAACACUUCUUUGAUUACUACAUGAUUCCAUAUGUGUUAUUUAAUAGUUUUGAAAUCUUCACUAUUAUUCUUCAAUGUAGAAAAUAGUAAAAAAAUGGGUAGGUGUGUCCAAACUUUUGACUGGUACUGUAUAUUAUUAUAAAUGAAUUUUGGGAAACUCAGUCGAGGGUGUGCACAUGUGGGUACGCAGACCCGCGAGCAACCCUUUGUGAUGAGUUAAGUUUUUUUGUGGCUCCCACCCCUAUCAAAGUUGCACAUCCCUGCUAUACGUCCCUUGUAGCUCAGUUGGUAGAGCAUGGCGCUUGCAACGCCAGGGUUGUGGGUUUGUUUCCCACGGGGGGCCAGUAUGAAAAUGUAUGCACUCACUAACUGUAAGUUGCUCUGGAUAAGAGCUUCUGGUAAAUGUAGAUGAAGCUCAAAAACUGAGAUGCUCGCCCUUCCCUUCCUGAGCAGUUGUCCUUAGACUAGAGAAUUCUGUUUUGUUGUGUUUAAGUCACACAAUCCCUUUAACGACACACACACACACACACACAGAGGAAUCAGGUUAGGGCUCACCUUCGCCUUAUGCUGGAGGUAAUGAGCUUAGCUCAGUUGGUUUGGGAGGAAGGGAGCAGGCCUUGAGCUCUCUCUGUCGUUACACUCUCCUCCUUCCCCAUGUCCUCAGGGCUUUCCAUCCUUCAGUUUGACACUAAUCAGUUAACUGACAUCAAACUCUCUCAUUUUAUUCAUCAUUUCCAACUGCCCCUCAGUGACAUAGUGGUUUUGGCCCAGUGUCCCAACAGAAUUUGUCUCUGCUCCAAGGCAGUGAAAUGGAAAUCUGUGUGUAGAGCAGUAGCUGUGUGUUUACUAGCUGAUUGGAUCAUGUAUGUGUGUGUGUUCUAGUUUUCACAGCGUGCUGGGCUUUUGUGUGCUGUCUUUCAGCGGACAUUGUCACGGUGAUCUGUGACAAGCCUGAGAAGGCCCAGGUGCUUCUGGGUAAUGUGGAGAGGCAGGAGACCCCUGGGCUGAAAAGGAUCAUCCUCAUGGACCCCUUUGAACCUGCCCUGAUGGAGGAGGGGGCGGGCUGCGGGGUCAUCGUCCAGUCCUUGCAAGACGUGGAGGUAGGGAGGGUGUAGGGGGGCAGGGGGGAUGGGGGAGAGUAGAUGUUCGUGGAGAGGGGAGGGAGGGGCCCCAGGUAGGGAGGGAGAGGGGCCUCAGCUCAGCUAAUAUAAUGUAACACAUUGUUUUUUUUUUAAAGCCCAACCCUGUCUAUACAGAGACCUGUAGCUCAGCUGUGUCCCCUUUCCACUGUAUGCAAGCCACACAUGACUGAUUCUUUGGAGAAGUAUGAACAACACUUCAAUGGCUCCAUGUCUAUGUACUCCAAACACUAAUGUAUGACUGGUGUGUAGGCUACAACUUAAUAAAGACUGCAGUAUGUACAGUAUUUACUGUAAUCCAUGUACUAGCCCUCUGAGGGCAAGAGAUAUGCAUUAUUAUCUCUGCAGAACAUGAUGGAAUCUUGAACAGGUCUAGCCUUUCUCACUUCCUUGCUGUAAAUUACCAUGUCAACGUAAAACAAACAUUAUGAUACAAUCAAAAGUUAUGGUUAGCUCAUACAUGUAGGCAAAUAAAGAAAGAAUGCUUCUGUUACAGUUUAUUAAAUUAAUCUAGCGUAAAACUAUGCAAGCAUCUCUUUUGUGGGGACAUGAGAGUUGUUCAGAUAUUCAGUCCCCUCCACUUUAUUCUGGCUGUGUUUUAUGGUUCUUCUAAUGAUUAUCUAAACACAAGAUGUUGUGCUUGUUUGCAUGCUGCCGUCCCAUCCAGGAUCUGGGCAGAGCGAACCACAGAAAGCCCCUGGUGAGUGCAGCCUGCAUGUCUGGUCUGGUUAGUUGUCUGCGUCUCAAAUAGCACCCUAUUCCUUACUCAAUAGAUGCUGCCCAAUUCACACCUUAUUCCCUAUUUAGUGCACUACUUUUGCCCACAGUAAAAGUAGUGCACUAAAUAGGGAACACGGUGCCAAUUGGACAGCAUCCAUUGAGUGUUUUGGUGCUAGGGGAGUAAGCAGUUUUGUAUCAGUAUAUGUGUACCACAGCCAUAUUGUCAUAGCCCGUCCAGCUAGGGAAAUCAUUCAUUAGUUGAGCAGAGUUCAAAGCGAGGUCUUCUCUGUAAUCUUGUCUGUCUCAGUAAGUCUUGUCUAAUCGGCGCAUGAUGCAACUUUGUGGUUAGGCAGCACAGAUCACAAAUACAUAUAUUUUGAAUAGCCUUGAGAUGUAAACAGUCUGUCCCUGUCAGCCACGCUCUGCACAGGCAGAAUGCAGGAAGUCCUCAGAGUGGUGCUGACUAUGUUUUGUUAUGUUUUGGACAUAUUUUAGACUAGAGAUCUCUGGCUCACACGAGCCGAGACAACACAGUAGACAUACACACAAACAUUCUUUAGCUGUCUGUUACUGUAGUAACCGCUGCUUGAAAUGUGUACCGUAUUAAUAUCCCUUUUGAUCUCACAUAGCACUUUAAGUCUGUGAGUGCUUGUAUUCUUGUUUUAUGUGACCAUCUUCUACAGUCACAUAUUACUUUAAAUGCCUGAGAUGGGCUAAUGUAAUGUUGACUAUUAUCUAAAGUUGAUAUCAAUGAGUUCAUGAUCUCAUUCUGACUAUAUCCUGACUGUGCGUUUGUUCCUUACAGCCACCUACACCAGAAGACCUGUCCAUCGUGUGCUUCACCAGUGGUACCACAGGUAUCUCCAUCCAGCCACAAACUAUAACACCCCGAAGUGUCUUAUUCUUACAAGCUAAUCACAGUAUUGAUGUGUAUUAACACAGUAAUGUACUAUCUUGAGAGUUCAUCCACAAUCCCUGAUUCAAGUCCAACCCUGUCGGUAGUUUUGGUCUGUUUCAUGACAACUUUAUGAAGUGUGUCUAUUGUUUCUCCCAUCGUGUGUGACAGAUUAACAGGAAGAGGCUUCCCCCUGACCACUUCAGGCCAAUGCCAAGUAUCAGGGUUGAAAUGGUACAGUAAUGGUCAUGGUAGGGCCCCUAACAGUGAGACUUCAGAGGGAAAGGUAGUUACAGGUUUUUUUCUGCAUCAAAAAGGGGCUUAGGUGGUGGGCGUGGCAGGGGGGCGUGGCAAUGGACGCGGUCGGCCCGUCGGCACAGCUGAAUAUUACAGAACAUUUUUUGCAUUGAAGCGAAUUUCCUGAAAUUAUACACAUUUCUCUAUGGAACUGAGAGAAAUUUUUCGUUUUUAAAGAACAUUUUGUGUGAUUCUACAUUUUCUGCCAUGGUGCCGAGAGAAAAUCAAUACAGCUAAAUUCAUUGGGUAACACUAAGUUACCCCUAUUACUAUGCAACUACACAAUAAUAACUGCAGUAACAAUAUAGUGGUUACAUACAGUAGGUGUUACUAUGUAAUUACAUGGUAAUUAGGUUGUAACGCUAUCAGAUAUUACAGAAUUUCUUGUUCCACUUUGUAACUAAUAAUUUGUAAUUACACGUUUGAAAGUCACCUGUGAAUUACCAUGUCAAUAACUCAAACCAAAAUCUGUCCUUGUUACAUGAAACUACAAGGUGCCACUACCAUUGAAUCCACAUGUAAUACCAGGAUUGAUAAAUAGGCUUGGACCUGGUAACAACAAUUGUAACACGGCACACCCUGUCAUUAACUGCUGGUCAUAUUCAAUUAGUUUAUUUCUAUGUUAUGACCUGGCUCAAAGGUCUAAUAUAAUAACAAUGGAUAUACUUGUAAUUGUCAUGUACCUACCCAGGAGCAAGCAACUUAAUGUAAAGUGAAACCCAGUAGGGUAUAACCUUUAUAAUUACUAUCUAGUUACAAUGUAACAACCUAAUUGUUUUGGUAAUUUUAUUACGGUCUGGCCACAAAUACAGUCAUAUAGACAUGUAGAAACCCCCGGUAUUUCCAGACAUGUAACCACAGCUUUAGUCACAAGUGGCAAAGCAGCCCACUGCAGUAGUAGAAAGAGUGCCACCUGUUGGUCUUUCAGUGUAACUUCCAUCAGCCUGAAGCAUGUUUACCCCUGGUGCCCUUAUUACACGCCUGCCCUGAGGCCUAUCUAAACUCCUGUCUCUCUGAGUGUGUGUGUGUUACAAAGGCUGUUACAGGGUGAUUCAACUCAGGUUGCUCCCACUAUGGCAAAGCAAAAUGUUCAUGUGUAGCCUGAAAAACAAGUGGCACAAUGAUCAUUCUGUUAGUUCCUAGGCUGCUAACUUGUUUUUCCAUAUAUAUAUCUAACCUUGUUGUUUUCCAUCGUUUGAUACUGGAUGGGUCCCAAAUGGAAACCCUUUUCCAUAUAUAGUCCACUACCUUUGACCAUAGCCCUAAGUAUUGCACUAUAAGGGAUUAGGGUGCCAUUUGGGACGGAGACAAUGCUAUCCAUUGUUGAGAGCAGGUGGAGGAGGAGAAGUCCAUUGAUUUUGUUGCACUGUUUUCUGUCCCUCUCCUACAUAGGAAACCCAAAGGGAGUUAUGCUGACACACGGGAAUGUUGUGGCUGAUUUCUCAGGCUUCCUCAAAGUGACAGAUGUAAGUUCAAUCGGACUAUGUGUAACUGACCAUUUCUGUGGAGAAAUUUCCCUUGUACAGUAUUUAUCUUGAGUAGGUGCUUUUCUCCCAUUUAUGUAACUAUAUUAAGUGCAAGACUCACUAAAUUGCUUAAAGUCCCAUAUCUUACAUGGGACAAUAACAAGACUGAAAUGUACAAUGCACAAAUGUAUUUGUUUUUGUGAGCUCGUGUAUCAUUUCUGUUUCUCAUUAAGAUAACUCUUAUGAUAAAAAUAUGAGCACCUCCUCCCAACUGCCCACUGCACUGAGGCUAGGAAACACUGUCAACACCGAUAAAUCUACAAUAAUCGAGAAUUUCAGCAAGCAUUUUGCUACGGCUGGCCAUGCUUUCCACCUGGCUACCACUACCCCGGCCACCAGCUCUGCACCCUCCGAUGCAACUUGCCCAUGCCCCCCAACCCCCCGCUUCUCCUUCACACAAAUUCAGACAGCUGAUGUUCUGAAAGAGCUGAAAAAUCUGGACCCCUACAAAUCAGCUGGGCUAGACAAUCUGGACCCUUUCGUUCUAAAAUUAGCAGCCGAAAUUGUCGCAAUCCCUAUUUCUAGCCUGUUCAACCUCUCUUUCGUAACAUCUGAGAUCCCCAGAGAUUGGAAAGCUGCCGCGGUCAUCCCCCUCUUCAAAGGGGGUGACACUCUAGAUCCAAACUGUUACAGACCUAUAUCCAUCCUGCCCUGCCUUUCGAAAGUAUUUGAAAGCCAAGUUAACAAACAGAUCACCGACCAUUUCGAAUCCCACCGUACCUUCUCCGCUAUGCAAUCCGGUUUCUGAGCUGGUCAUGGGUGCACCUCAGCCACGCUCAAGGUCCUAAACGAUAUUAUAACCGCCAUCGAUAAAAGACAGUACUGCUCAGCCGUCUUCAUCGACCUGGCCAAGGCUUUCGACUCUGUCAACCACCGCAUUCUUAUUGGCAGACUAAAUAGUAUUGGUUUCUCUAAUGACUGCCUCGCCUGGUUCACCAACUACUUCUCAGAUAGAGUUCAAUGUGUCAAAUCGGAGGGCCUGUUGUCUGGACCUCUGGCCGUCUCUAUGGGGGUGCCACAGGGUUCAAUUCUCGGGCCGACUCUAUUCUCUGUGUAUAUCAGUGAUGUUGCUCUUGCUGCUGGUGAAACUCGGAUCCACCUCUAUGCGGACGACACCAUUUUGUAUACAUCUGGCCCUUCAUUGGACACUGUGUUAACAAACCUCCAAACGAGCUUCAAUGCCAUACAACACUCCUUCCGUAGCCUCAACUGCUCUUAAACGCUAGUAAAACUAAAUGCAUGCUCUUCAACCGAACGCUGCUGGCACCCGCCCACCCGACUAGAAUCACUACUCUCGGCGGGUCUGACCUAGAGUAUGUGGACAACUACAAAUACCUAGGUGUCUGGUUAGACUGUAAACUCUCCUUCCAGACUCACAUUAAGCAUCUCCAAUCAAAAGUUAGAUCUAGAAUCGGCUUCCUAUUUCGCAACAAAGCCUCCUUCACUCAUGCUGCCAAACAUGCCCUCGUAAAACUGACUAUCCUACCGAUCCUUGACUUCGGCGAUGUCAUUUACAAAAUAGCCUCCAACACUCUACUCAGCAAAUUGGAUGUAGUCUAUCACAGUGCCAUCCAUUUUGUCACUAAAGCCCCAUAUACUACCCACCAUUGUGACCUGUACGCUCUUGUUGGCUGGCCCUCACUACAUAUUCAUCGCCAAACCCACUGGCUCCAGGUCAUCUAUAAAUCACUGCUAGGCAAAUCCCUGUCUUACCUUAGCUCACUGGUCACCAUAGCAACACCCACCCGUAGUCUGCGCUCCAGCAGGUAUAUCUCACUGGUCAUCCCCAAAGCCAACACCUCCUUUGGCCGCCAUUCCUUCCAGUUCUCUGCUGCCAAUGACUGGAACGAACUGUAAAAAUCUCUGAAGCUGGAGACACUUAUCUCCCUCACUAAAUGUAAGCGUCAGUUGUCAGAACAGCUUACCGAUCACUGCACCUGUACACAGCCAUUCUGAAAUUAGCCCACCCAACUACCUCAUCCCCAUAUUGUUAUUUAUUUUGCUAAUUUGCACCCCAGUAUCUCUAUUUGCACAUCAUCUUUUGCACAUCUAUCAUUCCAGUGUUAAUACAAAAUUGUAACUAUUUUGCACUAUGGCCUAUUUAUUGCCUUACCUCCAUAACUUACUACAUUCGCACACACUGUAUAUAUAUUUUCUGUUUGUAUUUUUGACUUUAUGUUUUGUUUACCCCAUAUGUAACUCUGUGUUGUUGUUUUUAUUGCACUGCUUUGCUUUAUCUUGGCCAGGUCACAGUUGUAAAUGAGAACUUGUUCUCAACUGGCUUACCUGGUUAAAUAAAGGUUAAAUAAAAUAAAAUAAAAAAUAAGAGCAUGUUUGACAGUUGAGUGGUGGGAAACAAACCCCACUGGGCACAGACGUCAAUUCAACGUCUAUUUCGCAUUGGUUCAAUGUAAUUUCGUUGAAAUUAUGUGGAAACAAUGUUAAUUCAACCGGUGUGUACCCGAAGGGACGGUUCUAAUCCCCUAUCUAACCACUGUUUCUCUCCCCCAUGCCACAGAAAGUCAUAUUCCCAAACCAAGAUGACGUUCUUAUCUCCUUCCUGCCUCUGGCUCACAUGUUUGAGAGACUCAUCGAGGUAAUGUCCCAAACAAAGCCCACACUAAGCUUUCAUCUGUAUAAUUGUUGGUGUGGGCGUGUGCUUGCUCCUCUUUGUGUGUUUGUGUGUGUGUGUGUGUGUGUGUGUGUGUAUGUGUGUGUGUGUGUGUGUACGCAUGUACAUGUGUUUCCAGACAUGAAUGAUCUUGGCGAUUGCCCUUGUCCUUGGCUGUUAUUGACCUGGUUAUCUGUGAUUGGAUUUCAUUGUGACAUAUCAAAUCAGCUGUUUUAUUGAAACAAUAUCUGCUUCCACUGGAUAAGCUGGCUCAUACAGUCAUGGGUGUGCAUUAUUUCAGCCAGUUCUAACAGCUUCGCCCCCACAGGAAACUUGUGGGGGCCGUUAACCCCCCCAUGCCGCCUCUAGCUUGGGGUGCAUCCUAAAUAGCUUCCUAUCCCCUAUAUAGCGCACUACUUUCGACCAGUGCGGUAUGGGACCUGGUCAAAAGUAGUGCACUACAAAGGGAAUAGGGUGCCAUUUAGAACGCAGCCUUGGUCUAUUGUUUCCGAUACCGGUUCCACAGCUCGUGUUUUCAGUCCCUAACUACUGAUUUUGGAUCAGUCAUAAACGACCCUAUUCUUUUGAAUAACUACUAUGAGUAAAACAACAAAGCUGUCACUGGACCUGCUUCAGUACUGAGGGGGUAAAGCAACCAUACAGGUUCAACCGACCUUCUUGUUUUGCCACACGGCAGUAUGUGUUUUUUCUUUGUCAGUGUGUGAGACACAGACACAGGAAACCACCUCUCUUCCCCUCCAACACAAGCAGGCACAUACUUCACGUUCACAAGAAUACACACACACAGAUACUGUUAAUGCAUGUGACUUCUACGUAAAUAUGUAAAUGCCUAUAAAUUAAUCCCCGAAAGGAACAGCUCAUGUUCUCCGUGUAGAACUCUGUGAAUAGGCUAUGCCACAUACAGUAAGUAUUAUGGUCCCUGCCAGGGUGUUCCAAUCUAUUAUGCAAAUCAUGUCUGUCAACACAUGAAAUAAAAAAAGACAGUUCCUGCAGAGCCUGUCCUCAUCAUGCCCUCCAAAACAGGAACUGGGGGUGAAUCGUGGUGCUUUCAAGAGAACUCAGAAACUCGGAACCUAUUGGUCAAUUCUGAUAUUUUGCAAGUGGGAAACUCAGAGCUCGAGUUUCCAAGUGGACAUUUCGGGGUUUCCGAGUUUCGAGUUGUCUUGAAAGCGACAUUAGGCCAGAUCUAUGCAACUGUAUGCAUAAGUGCUUUUUGACUCAGUUGUCACUGUUAUGUUAUUUCUCUCUGUUUCCCAAGUCUGUGGUGUAUUGUCAUGGUGGCAGGAUCGGUUUCUUCCAAGGCGAUAUCCGCCUGCUGCCUGAUGACAUGAAGGCCUUACGGCCCACCAUCUUCCCUGUGGUACCUCGACUGCUCAACCGCAUGUAUGACAAGGUGAGAGAACCACCCCUCUACCCCCCCCCCCCCCCCCCCCUCCCCCCCACACACACACACACACCUCCUCAUUCUCCAUAUCUUAUAUCAUCUCACCCCCUCUCUUGACUGUCUGUGUGUACUCUACAGAUAUUCAGCCAGGCCAACACACCAUUGAAGCGUUGGCUGCUGAACUUUGCAGCUAAGAGAAAAGGGGCAGAGGUCAGCAGUGGGAUCAUCCGCAUGGACAGCCUGUGGGAUAAGAUAUUCUUCAGUAAGAUACAGGUAUCCACCUCCCCUCCUCUUCUUCUACACUCCUCCUCUUCUCCUCUCCCUCCUGCCUAUGAGUGGCCUGAUACGGCGGAUGGAUGGAUGGAUGUAUAUAUCGAUGGAUGGAUGGAUGGAUCUGAGCUGUGUCUGUACAGGCAAUAAAAUGGGAAUAUGCACUGUGUGACCCGUGGCAGUGUUGCUAGGCAGGCAGGAUGCAUUGUGUUUCAACAACACAGACUGCAUUCCUGUUGUGUUGUGGGAGUUUGGGUUGUGUAAUAGUCUUGUGUUCCUUUGCAGGCCAGCCUGGGUGGGAGGCUACGCAUGAUUGUAACUGGAGCUGCUCCGGCCUCCCCCACUGUACUGGGGUUUCUCAGGGCUGCACUGGGUUGUCAGGCAAGGGACACAAACACACACACACACACACACACACACAUGCCUGCAUAAACACACACACGCAGCUGCAUGCAUAAGCAUACACAUGCACGCACACACACACACACGCACGUGUGUUGACAAAGAAACAAACACAUGCAGACACAAACUCACAUGGACAUGAGUGCACACAGACAAACCAUCAGGCUGAUCAUAUCACAUCCUGCUAACAUCCUAUCUGUCCUGGCUGUUUGUAGGUGUAUGAGGCAUAUGGCCAGACAGAGUGUACUGCUGGCUGUACUUUCACCACUCCUGGAGACUGGACCUCAGGUGACCUUAUCUCUCCUCUCCUCUCCUCUCCUCUUUUCUCCUCUCCUGUUCUCUCCUCUUCUCUUCAACCUGUCAACAGCUGUUCCACUCCCAGUACACCCAAGUAGUGCACUAUAUAUAGAGAGCAGUUUGGGACGCACUCCUACAGUAGGCCAGGGAGCAAGAGUGCCUUUAUGACAUCUGAGUACAGUCAGUUCUAGUCCAUGCCUGUUUACAGUUUUUCUCGAUUGCUAAGACACAUUUCUUGAAAGCUUCUCUCCUUUUCUCUUAACUGUGAACACAAAACCCAAUUUUCAAGCUACAUUCACAAAACCUCAGACUCUUCUUGCAAAACCAAACUUUCACCUCAAAACAGUUCAAUCUGUGCUCAAAACUGAACUAUGUUGUCAAAUCGUGCCCCGAGUCAAUCAAAAUAAAAAACACUACUGAACAGUCACUAAACACUACGUAGAAAAAUAGAAAACACAAUGCUCAGGACAUGAAGCUGGAGAAAUAAAUGUUUAUUGUUCACUGUAGGCUAAAUGCAUGUUGCAAAACAAAAAAAAAACUGUGCAUUUAGCACUUGUACAAAAAGACAAAACAGAAAUAUUGUGCAUUUACAUGUAGCACUUGUAAAAACAAACAGAAAUCUUAUGCGUUUGCCACUUGUGUACAGUAAGCCCAUGUAAAAAUAAAGUACAAAAAUAUACAAAUAAGUGCAUUACUCAGCCACAGCAUCAUGUCUCCGUACUGGGUCAGGCCAUAGGACUUCAUCCACAUCACAGGCCACAUUUUGUCUGGCCAGGCAACGGGGGAAAAAACCCCUGGCAUGCCGUAUCCAGGCUUGGCAUGCCUCCACACCUAUGUCACCACAGGCAAGUCCCAUGGCUUGCAGGAGAUUUACCCUGGUGUAAGGUUGGCAUUCAUAUACCUUCCACCGCCAUGAGGAGAAUAAUUCCUCAAUGGGGUUUAGGAAAGGGGAGUACUCUCUCUCUUUCAGUGUUACCCAACGCUUAGGUUUACCUCCACUUUACUCAUGUCCUUCCAUAUCCUUGUCUGUACAUAAUGCCCUGAAUCUUUUCUACAAUGCCCGGAGAACUGCCCCCUUUAUUCUCUGUACCCAACGCACUAGAAGACCAGUUCUUAAAGCCUUUAGCCGUAUCCUUAUUCUAAUCCUCCUCUGUUCCUCUGGUGAUGUAGAGGCUAACCCAGGCCCUGCAGCCCUCAGUAUCACUCCUACACCCCAGGAGCUAUCAUUUGUUGACUUCUGUAAUCGCAAAAGUCUUGGUUUCUUGCACAUAAAUAUCAGAAGUCUACUUCCUAAGUUUGAGUUAUUCACUGCGUUAGCACACUCUGCCAACCCUGAUGUUCUAGCAGUGUCUGAAUCCUGGCUCAGGAAGGCCACCAAAAAUUCUGAAAUUUCCAUCCCCAACUACAACAUUUUCCGUCUAGAUAGAACUGCCAAAGGGGGUGGAGUUGCAAUCUACUGUAGAGAUAGCCUGCAGAGCUCUAUCAUACUAUCCAGGUCUGUGCCCAAACAGUUUGAGCUUCUACUUCUAAAAAUCCACCUUUCCAGAAAUAAGUCUCUCACUGUUGCCGCUUGCUACAGACCCCCCUCAGCCCCCAGCUGUGCCCUGGACACCAUAUGUGAACUGAUUGCCCCCCAUUUAUCCUCUGAGUUUGUACUGCUUGGUGACCUAAAUUGGGAUAUGCUUAAUACCCCAGCCAUCCUACAAUCCAAGCUAGAUGCCCUCAACCUCACGCAAAUUAUCAACGAACCUACCAGGUACAACCCUAAAUCCUUAAACAUAGGUACCCUCAUAGAUAUCAUCCUGACUAACAUACCCUCUAAAUACACCUCAGCUGUCUUCAACCAGGAUCUCAGCGAUCACUGCCUUAUUGCCUGCGUCCGUAACGGGUCCGCGGUCAAACAACCACCCCUCAUCACUGUCAAACGCUCCCUAAAACACUUUAGCGAGGAGGCCUUCCUAAUUGACCUGGCCCAGGUAUCCUGGAUGGAUAUAGAUCUCAUUCCGUCAGUAGAGGAUGCCUGGUUGUUCCUUAAAAGUAAUUUCCUCUCAAUCUUAAAUAAACAUGCCCCUUUCAAAAAAUACAGAACUAAGAACCGAUAUAGCCCCUGGUUCUCCUCAGACUUGACUGCCCUUGACCAGCACAAAAACAUCCUGUGGCGUACAGCAUUAGCAUCAAAUAGCCCCCGCGAUAUGCAACUUUUCAGGGAAGUUAGGAACCAAUAUACACAAGCAGUCAGGAAAGCAAAGGCUAACUUUUUCAAACAGAAAUUUGCAUCCUGUAGCACUAACUCCAAAAAGUUUUGGGACACUGUAAAGUCCAUGGAGAAUAAGAGCACUUCCUCCCAGCUGCCCACUGCACUGAGGCUAGGAAACACUAUCACCACCGAUAAAUCUACAAUAAUCGAGAAUUUCAACAAGCAUUUUGCUACAGCUGGCCAUGCUUUCCAUCUGGCUACCACUAACCCGGCCACCAACUCUGCACCCUCUGCUGCAACUUGCCCAUGCCCACCCCGCUUCUCCUUCACACAAAUUCAGACAGCUGAUGUUUUGAAAGCGCUGCAAAAUCUGGACCCCUACAAAUCAGCUGGGCUAGACAAUCUGGACCCUUUCUUCCUAAAACUAGCCGCCGAAAUUGUCGCAACCGCUAUUACUAGUCUGUUCAACCUCUCUUUCAUAACGUCUGAGAUCCCCAGAGAUUGGAAAGCUGCCGCGGUCAUCCCCCUCUUCAAAGGGGGUGACACUCUAGAUCCAAACUGCUACAGACCUAUAUCCAUCCUGCCCUGCCUUUCGAAAGUUUUCGAAAGCCAAGUUAAUAAACAGAUCAUCGACCAUUUCGAAUACCACCGUACCUUCUCCGCUAUGCAAUCUGGUUUCCGAGCUGGUCACGGGUGCACUUCAGCCACGCUCAAGGUCCUAAACGAUAUUAUAACCGCGAUUGAUAAUAGACAGUACUGUGCAGCCGUCUUCAUCGACCUGGCCAAGGCUUUCGACUCUGUCAACCACCGCAUUCUUAUUGGCAGACUAAAUAGCCUUGGUUUCUCAAAUGACUGCCUCGCCUGGUUCACCAACUACUUCUCAGAUAGAGUUCAGUGUGUCAAAUCGGAGGGCCUGUUGUCUGGACCUAUGGCAGUCUCUAUGGGGGUGCCACAGGGUUCAAUUCUUGGGCCGACACUUUUCUCCGUGUAUAUCAAUGAUGUCGCUCUUGCUGCUGGUGACUCUCAGAUCCACCUCUACGCAGACGACACCAUUUUGUAUACAUCUGGCCCUUCAUUGGACACUGUGUUAACAAACCUCCAAACAAGCUUCAAUGCCAUACAACAAUCCUUCAGUAGCCUUCAACUGCUCUUAAACACUAGUAAAACUAAAUGCAUGCUUUUCAAUCGAACGCUGCUAGCACCCGCCCACCCGACUAGAAUCACCACUCUCGACGGGUCUGACCUAGAGUAUGUGGACAACUACAAAUACCUAGGUGUCUGGUUAGACUGUAAACUCAACUUCCAGACUCACAUAAAGAAUCUCCAAUCCAAAGUUAAAUCUAGGAUCGGCUUCCUAUUUCGCAACAAAGCCUCCUUCACUCAUGCUGCCAAACAUGCCCUCGUAAAACUGACUAUCCUACCGAUCCUUGACUUCGGCGAUGUCAUUUAUAAAAUAGCCUCCAACACUCUACUCAGCAAAUUGGAUGUAGUCUAUCACAGUGCCAUCCGUUUUGUCUCCAAAGCCCCAUACACUACCCACCACUGUGACCUGUACGCUCUUGUUGGCUGGUCCUCACUACAUGUUCGUCGUCAAACCCACUGGCUCCAGGCCAUCUAUAAAUCACUGCUAGGCAAAUCCCCGCCUUAUCUUAGCUCAUUGGUCACCAUAGCAGCACCCACCCGUAGUCUGCGCUCCAGCAGGUAUAUCUCACUGGUCAUUCCCAAAGCCAACACCUCCUUUGGCCGCCAUUCCUUCCAGUUCUCUGCUGCCAAUGACUGGAACGAAUUGCAAAAAUCUCUGAAGCUGGAGACUCUUAUCUCCCUCAAUAACUUUAAGCAUCAGUUGUCAGAGCACCUUACCGAUCACUGCACCUGUACACAGCCCAUCUGAAAUUAGCCCACCCAACUACCUCAUCCCUAUAUUGUUAUUUAAUUUGCUCUUUUGCACCCCAUUAUCUCUAUUUGCACAUAAUCUCUUGCACAUCUAGCAUUCCAGUGUUAAUACUAUUGUAAUUAUUCUGCACUACAGCCUAUUUAUUGCCUUACCUCCAUAACUUGCUACAUUUGCACACACUGUAUAUAUAUUUUCUGUUGUAUCUCUGACUUUAUGUUUAUUUUUUUUUACCCCAUAUGUAACUCUGUGUUGUUUUUUGUUGCACUACUUUGCUUUGUCUUGGCCAGGUCACAGUUGUAAAUGAGAACCUGUUCUCAACUGGUUUACCUGGUUAAAUAAAGGUGAAAUAAAAUAAAAUAAAGUACGGUGGAAGGCAAAGAUUGAUAAAACCUUGGUUCAUAUUGUACCACUCUCUAACCUGGAGGGCUCUGUGAAAACUCACAUUGUCCCAAACAACAACAUAGAUGGGAUGCUCAUCCUGCUGCCCUAACAAAGCAUCUCGCAUGUGAUUGAGGAAAAUGAGGAGCUGGUGAGUGUUGUAGGGCCCCAGGUUGGCAUGAUGGUGGACAACCCCAUGAUUGCUGAUGGCAGCACAUAAUGUGACAUUGCCACCACGCUGCCCAGGAACACCAACAAUGGCCCGAUGGCCAAUCACAUUACGGCCUCUCCUUCUCCUUUUGGUGAGAUUAAACCCAGCUUCAUCCAUGUAGAUGUAUUGAUGGGGUCUUUCCAUUGCAUCCAGUUGAAAAACCCUCUGUAGAAAUAGAUAUAGUUUUGUAAGUGAUACGGAAAAAGUGAUUUAGGCCACUACAGUAAAUCACUACUUAGAGUAAUCAACAUUGAAUGUGUCUGGAUAUAUGCCAACCUGUACAUACUGGAAUCUUUGCUCUUUGACUCUGUCUGAGUUGCGAUCAAAGGGCACUCUGUAUAGCUGUUUCAUGCGCAGUCUGUUGCGCUUGAGGACACGAUCAACAGUAGAGAGGCUGACACUGUUGAUACCCUCAAAAUUUAAAUGGUCCUCAAUGAUCUUCUGCUGAAUUUCGCUCAGUUUAAUGGCAUUGUUCUCACGGACCAUAUCAACAAUUAUGGUCUCUUGGUGUGGGGAGAACAUACCUGUCCUCCCACCCCCAUGUGGCAGUCUUUCAAUUCUACAAAAAGAGAACAUGGAGUUACAAAAAAUAUACAUGGAAUACUAGGCCUACAAACAGUUAGACCAACCCUCCAUUACAAUACUACAGUACAUUGGUACAGUGAUGUACUGAAACAUAUAUUUACAUACAGUAUACUGUGGUACAGUAUAUAGUAUGUCAUACAGUAAUUGCUGUCAACAUUUACAUACUGUACUAUAAUGUCAAAAAAAGGUAAUUACCUGUUCUCUUCUCUAAAUCUUCGGAUUAUGGUGGACACAGUGAAUCUACUGAUGUUUGGUUGUACCCUUUGUGUGGUACAGUAUAUAGUAUGUCAUACAGUAAUUGCUGUCAACAUUUACAUACUGUACUAUAAUGUCAAAAAAAGGUAAUUACCUGUUCUCUUCUCUAAAUCUUCGGAUUAUGGUGGACACAGUGAAUCUACUGAUGUUUGGUUGUACCCUUUGUCCAGCCUCCCUCAUGCUCAUACCAUGGACAAGAACAUGGUCAAUCAUAGUAGCUCUGAUUUCAUCAGAUAUUACUGUUCUUUGUCUUCGCUGACCACCUCGACCACCUCGACCUCCUCUCACACGAACUCUUCCUCUCAGAUUUCUAUCCAUUGUAGGGCCUCACAAACCAGUGCUCUCUGAACUGGCUUACUGUAUAUGUUCCCUCACAUCAUUAGCCACAAGUGUGAUCAAUUUUGAGUUGUUGUGUUCAAGUGGUGACACCUGUGCUCUAAUUGUGUUUGACUUUUGUCACCUGUGCUCACCAUUAUGCAGCACGGGUGCAUCACAAUGAAAAUGUGUUGGCAAGUUAUGUCUAAACAGGUGAAAAGUGCUUAUGGUUUUGCCAAAAGAGUGAUUGAUUCAAUCAGUGGGUUCAGGCAACUGAGCAUUUGGUUCAGACAAUAGGGUUUAGUGUUUUAGCAAUUGAGAAAAACUGUAAAAGCCUUAUACUUCACCACUGGGGUGAAAGUCUCAGAGGUUUUACAACGGUGGAAACACAAGCACACAGAGAUAACACGCUGUGUGUUGGGGAAACAUUAUAGUGUGACUGACUGUAGCUGCUGCUGCUGACUGAUGCCAAUAUCAACAAGGCCCUCCAUGUCCUGAGGAGAUGGGGUUAUGAGUCAGGAUCACAUACUUUCAGCGGAAGCACCGACGCAACACGUAAUAUACAGCUGAAGCGAACUCCUUCCUCCACCGCACGUAAGUGCUUUCAGCUUCAGACUCACACAAACAAACACAGGCUUUGAGGUUCUCACUGUUUUUAGCUCUGUGGCUUCCGGCUGGCUGCAGGUGUCACGGCCACAACCAUUUCCCCUCUGUAAUGUGUGAUAACAGGGGCAACUGGUCGGGAGGCCUAAUUACAGUUAGGUCAAAGACCUGUGGAUCGCAGACAGUAUUUACCCACGUACUGUGCUGUGGUACAACACGUUGGCAGUUUCGGUAUGACAACCCAACCAUGCAACAGACACUUUAUUGUCUCUGUGAAACAGCCAUGGCCAAAGGUUACACUGGUAAUAUAUUGAGCUGCAGUACAUUUGAAUGGAUGCUAUAGUAGCUGUAACACCUGAACCACCUAUCAACCCAUUGAACCAUCGUUUGCGUCCCAAAUGGCACCCUAUUCCCUAUAUAAGAGCCCUAUGGGCCCAGGUCAAAAGCAGUGCACCAUAUAAGGAAUUGGGUGUAAUUUGGAAUACAGCCAUGAUCUCCUGUCUGCCUAGUAAUGUCAUUACUUAUUACAUAUUAUUUAAUGAUGCAGACUUUGCAAGGUCUAGCAAAAGUUUCUAGUCCAAGGACCACUCAAAACCCGCCCGCAAGGCCUGAAAACGUUGUUGUUUUUUCAGCAAGAGGAGUUGCCAAAUAGGUGUCUCCAUAAUGACAAUCUAGGUUGACUGAGUUUUAUUUCUCAUUUACAGCAACAACCUGGUAAAUAUUUACAGGGGAGAGGAGGGUGGAUGAAUGAGCCAAUUGGAAGCUGGGGAUGAUUAGGUGGACAUAUUGGGAAUUUAGCCAGGACACCAGGCUUAACACACCUACUCUUACAUUAAGCGCCAUAGGAUCUUUAGUGACCACAGACAGUCAGGAAACCCAUUUAAUAUCCCAUCCGAAAAACAGCACCCUACACAGGGCAAUGUCCCCAAUCACUGCCCUGAGGGAUUGGAUUUUUGUUUUUGACCAGAUGAAAGAGUGCCUCCUAUUGGCCCUCCAUCACCACUUCCAGCAGCAUCUGGUUUCCCAUCCAGGACCAACCCUGCUUAGCUUCAGAAGCAAGCCAGCAGUGGGAUGCAGGGUGGUAUGCUGCAGGGUGGUAUGCUGCAGGAUGGUAUGCUGCAGGAUGGUAUGCUGCAGGGUGGUAUGCUGCAGGAUGGUAUGCUGCAGGGUGGUAUGCUGCAGGGUGGUAUGCUGCAGGAUGGUAUGCUGCAGGGUGGUAUGCUGCAGGGUGGUAUGCUGCAGGAUGGUAUGCUGCAGGGUGGUAUGCUGCAGGGUGGUAUGCUGCAGGGUGGUAUGCUGCAGGGUGGUAUACUGCAGGGUGGUAUUGCUUACAUAAAAAAUGUUUUUGUGUGAUCUUGAUCAAGGGAUCGUAAGCUACUCUGGACUUAUAUAGGCCCUGUGCAUUAUACUCCUCUGCACUAUAAAUACAUAUGGAACUAGUGCUGUUAUUCGUUUGUUGUUCUCACAAUACUUGUCAUGACGUGCACAUGUGCUGCUCUCCCUCACCCACGUGACUCAGCUGCCUGCUGCCUGCUGCAGCCUCUCUCAACACAAGGCCCUCCCCCUCCAUCAAUACCACUCACUCACUCAGCAACCGACUGCCCCACUACCUGAUUAUCAGUAGCAGCAGGUCACAGUGAAAUAAAUAGAUUCAAAAAGAUAUAUGAUAAUCCCAUGGCAGCGGCGGUACAAUUUAGAAGUAGCCCAAAAACCCGCGACCAAUACAUUUUCACCCGCGACAUUGUUUUCAAAGUAGUUAAAUUGGCAGGAAAAACGUGGACAUGGCAACCCUGAUCAGUACACUCUCUUAAUAAGGCACUGUGCUCUUACAGUACCUGGGCAGUGGGGCAGCCCACUUUUAGUUUGGCAACAGACACAACUGAAUGUGUGUGGAUGACAUUCAGGGGUCUCAGUGGGGAAUAACAAUUUCAGAUCUUCACACACCCUAUAAUUGGAAAAUAUUAUCCAACUGCUCCCCCUACUGGUUUGAUUCUAUAUUUUCGUAUUUUCAGCUUCACUUUGCUGCUUGGCUUGAUACUGUAUAAAUGCAUCAUUUUUGGUGGCAGCCAAUUUACUAUGUAAUGACUUCAGUCAAACAAAUUAAGACAUGACUUCACAGCUGUCUGUACACUCGAUUUGUUUCUAAUACUUCUCCUUGGUUUGAUGACUAACUCUAGGUCAUGUUGGGGCACCAUUGCCAUGUAACCUCAUCAAGCUGGUGGAUGUGGCUGAGAAGAACUACUUUGCAUGCAAGGGAGAAGGAGAGGUGAGUUCAAUAAAUCAUCAUGGAUAUUUUAGGAUAAUCCCUAUUUGAACAGGGCCAUAGACAAUUGAUCACUGAGGCUAUGUAAACAUUGGUCAAUGUGAUAGUUGGGUGCUGAACACAUUCUCUUUCAUUCUCACUCUGUGGCUGUCUCCCUCUCGCUGAUCAUCCAUUAGGUGUGUGUGAAAGGACCCAAUGUUUUCAAGGGCUAUCUCAAAGACCCUGAGAGGACUGCUGAAACCCUGGACACAGACGGUUGGCUCCACACCGGAGACAUAGGGAAAUGGUUACCUGUUCGUACACAUGCUUGUUUAUGACCCUUCCCUUGAAAAUACCUUUCCUCAAACAUCUAUUUGCCUUCCUUGUGUUAUGUACCCUCAAUAUUAGGGCCAAAUCCUAACUUGACAUUCACAAGUAUCUCAAUUAAAAUGUAAGGUAUGAGCAUAUUUUUGACGUCUGCCCUCCUCUCCUCUCCUCAGAAUGGUACACUAAAGAUCAUUGACAGGAAGAAGCACAUCUUUAAGCUGGCCCAGGGAGAGUACAUCUCUCCUGAGAAGAUAGAGAACAUUUACAUCCGCUGUGAGCCCGUGACCCAGCUCUACGUCCAUGGUGACAGCCUACAGGUGAUCUCCCUAACCACUUCGUUGUUAUCGCAUGACAGCCCAUGGUAAGAGUUGUUUGGGCAUUAUCAUUAAAGAUGGGCACUGGACCCAGAACCACUGGCACACAGCUAGACAUUAGCAUAAUACAAAAAAUCCCCAUAUAAAUCUGCCAGUUUAAGCUAGAGAUAUUUUUUUAUUUUUUUUGCAAUCUGCACUUCCGCAUCUGCGGUGAAAGGUGGCAGAGCUCGAGCGGUGUUUGUCAGACCAUGAGACAUCUCGAAAAUUGGUCUUCUCACAAAAUCAGGUAACACUUACUUGACACCCAGCAUCAUAACACGUUAUGACACAGUCAUAAUAUGUCAUAACAGCUGACAUAACUUGUCAUAACCAGUCAUAAUAUGGUCAUAACACUGUCAUGACACAUAUAUUUAGAACUGUUGUGACAUACUGUAUAUUGCAUGAUUUUAUCACUGAUUAUGACACCUACAUAAGAGUGUCAAAACCCACAAAACAUGCACCUACCCCAAUGCUCUGUUGCUUAUGAGCAGAUUUCAGGAACAUGAUAAGGCACCAUCUUUUUGACUGAUGACUGACAUAAGGUCAUGGUCACGAUGCUUCUUGACCGUGUCAUAAAGUGUAUUUUCUUAGUCCAAGUAAAGUGACACAGGAGGGUCAUAAUGCUUCUUGACAGUGUCAUAAAGUGCAUUUUCUUAGUCCAAGUAAAGUGACACAGGAUGGUCAUAAUGCUUCAUGAAAGUGUCAUAAAGUGUAUUUUCAGCAGGUUAUUUAAAAUAUGAUGGAAAAAAACACAACUGUAAAUAAUUAAUUACAACAACAACAAAGGACUUAAGAAACAAACUUUUAAACAAAAGGAAACUUCUUGGCAGGGAAAUAAAUAAUUUGAAUAAAUGUGAGUUUUGACACUCUUAUGUAGGUGUCAUAACCAGCCAUAUAAUAACACAAUAUAUGUCACAACAGGUGUAAAUAUGGGUCAUGACAGUGUUAUGACCAUAUUAUGACCGGUUAUGACCGUGUCAUAAUGUGUUAUGAGGCUGUGUUUCAAGUAAAGUCUUAACCAAAAUCGUCUCUAGCGUCUGAACGGUUUGACUAUUAUGGCCCCUCUGUGGAAAGAUGACACUCUCACCAACACAAUGGUGUUCUCAGUUUUGCGCUACGGCCUCCACAAGAGUCUUGGGACUCGCCUGAAGAUCUGCCAACUUCUGUCUGUAGCGUCCGAACAGUUUGGGCUUCCCACUAAUAUGACCCCUCUAUGGAAAGGUGAGACUCUCACGAACACGAAUAUGUUGUUUUGCUCUAGGACGCCCACAGGCCUCACAAGACUCAUCUGAAGGUCCCCCGUACCAGUUGGAAAUAUUAAUGGAAGUAUACUGAACUAAAAUAUAAACCCAUGUCACGGUUUCGGCCGAGGCUGCUCCUCCUCCUUGCUCGGGCAGGCUUCGGCGGUCGUCGUCCCCGGAGUACUAGCUACCACCGUUGUAUGUUAUCGAUGUUUGUUUGGUUUUGUCUUCUUUGUACACCUGUUCCCUGUUAGUGUUAAUUAUGUAUCCUAUAAGUUUCUCGUUUGUUAGUCGUGUGUUGUGUGUAAUUGUUCCGCCUGUCUGUUGGUGCUGUCCUUUUGUCUAUUGCUUGUUUAGGACCGUCGCACUGUUUUCGUGCGCUAUCAGUAUUUUGGUGUUUUACGCACUGUUGCGUAAUCGUUCGCCUCCGGGUUUGUUUAGGCCCGUUUUGUUAUUUUUUGUCGUCUAGUAAAGUCUGGUUAGACUAAGCUUCUGUGUCCUGCGCUUGAUUCCUACACCACAUCUACAUCAGCCUCCUGACAGAGCAACACGUUUAGUGUUGGUCCCAUGUUUCAUGAGCUGAAAUAAAAGAUUCCAGAAAUUGUCCAUAUGCACAUUUAUUUCUCUAAAAUGUUGUGCACAAAUUUGUUUACAUCCCUGUUAGUGAGCAUUUCUCCUUUGCCAAGAUAAUCCAUCCACCUGACAUGUGUGGCAUAUGAAGAAGCUGAUUAAACAGCAUGAUCAUUACACAGGUGCAUCUUGUGCUGGGGACAAUAAAAGACCACUCUAAAAUGUACAGUUCUGUCACACAACACAAUGCCACAGAUGUCUCAAGUUUUGAGGGAGUGUGCAAUUGGCAUGCUGACUGCAGGAAUGUCCACCAGAGCAGUUGCCAGAGAAUUGAUUGUUAAUUUCUCUACCAUAAGCCUCCUCCAACUUCGUUUUAGAGAAUUUAGCAGUCCGUCCAACCAGCCUCACAACCGCAGACCACCUGUAUAGUAUUGUGUGGGCGAGCGGUUUGCUGAUGUCAACAUUGUGAACAGAGUGCCCAAUGAUGGCGGUGUGGUUAUGGUAUGGGCAGGCAUAAACUACGGAUAACGAACACAAUUGCAUUUAUCGAUGGCAAUUUGAAUGCACAGAGAUACCGUGACAAGAUCCUGAGGCCCAUUGUCAUGCCAUUCAUCAGCCGCCAUCACCUCAUGUUUCAGCAUGAUAAUGCACGGCCCCAUGUCGCAAGGAUCUGUACACAAUUCCUGGAAGCUGAAAAUGUCCCAGUUCUUCCAUGGCCUGCAUACUCACCAGACAUGUCACCCAUUGAGCAUGUUUGGGAUGCUCUGGAUCGACAUGUACGACAGCGUGUUCCAGUUCCCACCAAUAUCCAGCAACUUCAACCAGCCAUUGAAGAGGAGUGGGACAACAUUCCACAGGCCACAAUCAACAGCUUGAUCAACUCUAUGCGAAGGAGAUGUGUGGCGCUACAUGAGGCAAAAAAUGUUUAAGGUACAGUGGGGGAAAAAAGUAUUUAGUCAGCCACCAAUUGUGCAAGUUCUCCCACUUAAAAAGAUGAGAGAGGCCUGUAGUUUUCAUCAUAGGUACACGUCAACUAUGACAGACAAAUAGAGAUUUUAUUUCUCCAGAAAAUCACAUUGUAGGAUUUUUAAUGAAUUUAUUUGCAAAUUAUGGUGGAAAAUAAGUAUUUGGUCACCUACAAACAUGCAAGAUUUCUGGCUCUCACAGACCUGUAACUUCUUCUUUAAGAGGCUCCUCUGUCCUCCACUCGUUACCUGUAUUAAUGGCACCUGUUUGAACUUGUUAUCAGUAUAAAAGACACCUGUCCACAACCUCAAACAGUCACACUCCAAACUCCACUAUGGCCAAGACCAAAGAGCUGUCAAAGGACACCAGAAACAAAAUUGUAGACCUGCACCAGGCUGGGAAGACUGAAUCUGCAAUAGAUUAGCAGCUUGGUUUGAAGAAAUCAACGGUGGGAGCAAUUAUUAGGAAAUGGAAGACAUACAAGAUCACUGAUAAUCUCCCUCGAUCUGGGGCUCCACGCAAGAUCUCACCCCGUGGGGUCAAAAUGAUCACAAGAACGGUGAGCAAAAAUCCCAGAACCACACGGGGGGACCUAGUGAAUGACCUGCAGAGAGCUGGGACCAAAGUAACAAAGCCUACCAUCAGUAACACACUACGCCGCCAGGGACUAAAAUCCUGCAGUGCCAGACGUGUCCCCCUGCUUAAGCCAGUACAUGUCCAGGCCCGUCUGAAGUUUGCUAGAGUGCAUUUGGAUGAUCCAGAAGAGGAUUGGGAGAAUGUCAUAUGGUCAGAUGAAACCAAAAUAGAACUUUUUGGUAAAAACUCAACUCGUCGUGUUUGGAGGACAAAGAAUGCUGAGUUGCAUCCAAAGAACACCAUACCUACUGUGAAGCAUGGGGGUGGAAACAUCAUGCUUUGGGGCUGUUUUUCUGCAAAGGGACCAGGACGACUGAUCCGUGUAAAGGAAAGAAUGAAUGGGGCCAUGUAUCGUGAGAUUUUGAGUGAAAACCUCCUUCCAUCAGCAAGGGCAUUGAUGAUGAAACAUGGCUGGGUCUUUCAGCAUGACAAUGAUCCCAAACACACCGCCCGGGCAACGAAGGAGUGGCUUCGUAAGAAGCAUUUCAAGGUCCUGGAGUGGCCUAGCCAGUCUCCAGAUCUCAACCCCAUAGAAAAUCUUUGGAGGGAGUUGAAAGUCAGUGUUGCCCAGCGACAGCCCCAAAACAUCACUGCUCUAGAGGAGAUCUGCAUGGAGGAAUGGGCCAAAAUACCAGCAACAGUGUGUGAAAACCUUGUGAAGACUUACAGAAAACGUUUGACCUGUGUCAUUGCCAACAAAGGGUAUAUAACAAAGUAUUGAGAAACUUUUGUUAUUGACCAAAUACUUAUUUUCCACCAUAAUUUGCAAAUAAAUUCAUUAAAAAUCCUACAAUGUGAUUUUCUGGAGAAAAGAAAUCUCAUUUUGUCUGUCAUAGUUGACGUGUACCUAUGAUGAAAAUUACAGGCCUCUCUCAUCUUUUUAAGUGGGAGAACUUGCACAAUUGGUGGCUGACUAAAUACUUUUUUCUCCCACUGUAUCUGUGACCAACAGAUGCAUAUCUGUAUUCCCAGUCAUGUGACAUCCAUAGAUUAGGGACUAAUGAAUUUAUUUAAAUUGACUGUUACUCAGUAAAAUCUUUGAAAUUGUUUCAUGUUGCGUUUAUAUUUUUGUACAGUGUAUAUACGGAGACUGUUUAGUGCCAAACAUAAGAGGUUAAUUAAAUGUAAAAAUAAAAAAUAACAAAACCUUCCUGAUCUUUCUUAAAUCUCUCAGAUAUAGGACAGACACUUCAGAACAAACUUCCUUUAGAUUUUUUGUUGGGACUAUCUGUUGUUCCAUAUAGUGAAUAUGUUAUUCAAUGAGUUUAUAUGGGCUAAUAGCAGUAAGGCCAACAUUUUUUUUUUAUCAAAUAAUUUUUGUUGACAUUUUUUGGAUACUUCAAGGGAUCUUAAAAUUCAAAAUCAAAUAGCUAAAUGAUCCUUGGUAUGACUUUCUUAAAACAAUUCCAUAUAGCUUAGUAGAACCCCCCCCCCUCUCCUCCUCCGGCUUAGACAGGGCAUAGACUGUAAUGGGUUAAAGCCACAGUUUAUGCUGGAUACUGUUUAUGUACAGCUGGUUUCAUAGAGAGACACAUACUUACUUAAGCCCAUCGAGAGAGAGAAAGAGAGAGCGAUAAAGACAGACAACAUCUGAUUAUUUCUCAUUUCUAAAGGUUACUUGGUGUGUUUCUCUUCCAGUCCUGUCUGGUUGCCAUAGUUGUUCCUGACCCAGAGACGAUGCCUGCCUGGGCCCUGAAGAAAGGCAUGGAGGGGAGCUAUCGGGACCUCUGUAAAAAUACUGUAUGUGAUUUCAAUCCCAUCGUCUACAUUCAAUGGCGUUUUCAUUCUGUUUGUUGCCAUGAUGAAGGAGAGGGUUGAAAUAAUCAACUAUGUGAAUAGAUGUGAAUAGAUUGACGUAAUCAAAAGAAAGGAUUCCUGUUGCACACCAUUAAUGUGUAGGUACUGCGCUUUAGAGAAAGAUCAUCAGAUCCUCAGAUCCUGAGUAAACUGAGUAAAGAAAAGGAAAGGGCAACUUGUUGAACCCUUUUAGUUGCACCCUGUCCUUUUGUUGAAUAGACCGACAUAACAUAAUACAUGGUAUUGUCUUAGAGUUAUGGUAUGGUGUCUUGUCUGUGUUUGUGUAAAGGUCCUGAAGAAAGCCAUCAUGGAAGACUUGCAGCGACUGGGAAAGGCCAGUGGCCUCCACUCGUUUGAGCAGGUGUGUGUGUGCGUGUGUCAAUUGUGAGGUGUUCAUUGGUGAGGGCAAAUGACAACUGUCUGAAAGAGAAUUGCUAGAUGAUGAUGACAAACAGCUGAUAUGCACACUUGACCUGACAAAGGAUCUAAUGUAUUCUGUCUCUCCCAAGGUGAAAAACAUAUACAUCCAUAACGAGCAGUUCUCCAUACAGAAUGGCUUGUUGACUCCCACAUUAAAAGCGAAGAGACCCGAGCUGAGGGAGUUUUUUAAGGAGAAGAUCGAAGACCUGUACGAAAACAUCUCCAUGUGA
Molecule: messenger RNA, 50548 nt
Organism: Coregonus sp. 'balchen'
Lineage: Eukaryota; Metazoa; Chordata; Actinopteri; Salmoniformes; Salmonidae
Source: the annotation of a GenBank genome assembly